Messenger RNA from Podarcis lilfordi (Lilford's wall lizard), 62164 nucleotides. The record is from the annotation of a GenBank genome assembly. NCBI's taxonomy places the organism in Eukaryota, Metazoa, Chordata, Lepidosauria, Squamata, Lacertidae.
GUAAAGCGUCUCCUCCCUAGCCUUCGUCAUCUCCGUGGUUCAAAAAGCCCCGUAUUUAUAUCUUCUUUGAGAGUAUGAUGAGCGGCAUUUAAAAAUAAACAAAAAAAAAGAAACGAACAAGUGCGGCGUCAGGUAUGCACAUGGGCCACUCACUCCUUUCUAUAUCUAUGUCCCUCCGGCCGGAAGUGAGCGUGGGCCGACCUAGGCCCCUCAAGUUCUGUGGCCGCGCGACGCUCUAGGCGAGAAGGCGUGGCGGGGACGGGUGGUUGGUCCUCCGAGACAUCCCGGUUUCCGGCCGCCUCCCCAGCCGAGCUGCUUGUGGCUCUCCGCGGCCGUUGCUGCCCCCCCUCCCGCCAGCCAAAGAGGCUCUCGAGGACCCGCCACCCCCUUGCAGGUGAGUCGGGGGGGAGGGGCCCUUCGGGUGGCCCCGCCCCUCGGGGGAAUUGGUGGGGGGGUGUCUCGAAACGGGGAGGGGGGCGACGGAGACCUCUGUUUUGGGCUGGGCGAGAGGAAAUAGGGGAGGGGCACAUCCCUUCUCCUUUCCGAAAAAGGGGGCAGCAUCCAUUGGGGGAGGGGCUGCUAGGCUUAGGGGAGCCCUCUGUUGCUUGCUGAGGGGGGAGGGCUGGAAUUGGGGCUCCCUCCAAGGAGGGGCUUGAGAUGGGGUGGGGGAGGGGCAUGCCUUUCAGGAGGGCUGGGGGGGCUGCGUGCCCCUCCCCCAGACUAGAAGGAUUCUUUAUUUCCCCCCUACCCCAAGGUUGUGCUGGGGGGGGGGUUGGGCUUGGCAGUAAUAUUAUUAUUGCCAUUAUUGCUUUUACCAUUAUUAUUAUUAUGGAGCAAGGUGAAGGGCCUUGGCAGUGUUAUUAAUAUUAUUAUUAAUAACAACAACAAUGUAAUUUGUUUAAUCAUUUAUGCACCUGAGUGUUUAUUUAGAUUAUUUGUACCCAGCCCCAAAGGCGCCCAGAGUGGCUUACCUACAGUCUGUACGGUGUGUGCAAUAUUGCAAGGUAGAGUUGUCCCUGCAGUGGGGCAGCAUGUGGGGGGCAGGUGACAGAGAUCGUGGAGCAUCCCAGUGAAUGAAGAAAGGCAUUCGGAGUUGGUUGUGAUGGGAGGCUGGAGAAAAUGAAGGAUGGGCUUGUUUGGAGUGAAGGAAUGGGAGGACCUGGGGUUUGGGUGGGGGGAACUCCAGUGGGGUUUCUACAGUGGAGGUUGCUUGAAAAUUAGGUACCCUUCCCCUUUUCACUGGUGCAGGUGGAGAGAGGGAAAGUGGGAACUGGCCCUGGUCUUAUAAAUGGAGGCAGGGCUGGGUCAGGUCAGAGACAGUCUUCUGGGGGUGGAGGAGUGUCUUGGAGAUUUGGUAUAAAUGAACAUAAAAUGGAAUAUUGGAGAGGGUUGAAAUUGGUCGAGAUUCUGGCAUGGGAUGGAGGCAGAUUCUGUCCUCUUUUUAUCUCCCCUCCUAAACCUGCCUCUUCCUCUCCUUCCUCUGCUGCCUUUUUAGGGUUUGGAAACUGGGGUGGGGUAGUGCCCCCUCCAUGCAAAGGCCAGUUGAAACCUUCACUCUUUCUUGUUGGGUUUCUCAUCCCAAAUCUUUGUAAUUGGAUUCAGAUUUCCAGGUUGGAAGGGGUGUUCUGAGUCUGACAGAGAGAGAGAGCAUAGCAGAUCAUCCUUGUUCAUUUAAUUUGAACAGGUCCCAAACUAAACCAAAGAGGAAAGGCUUAGAGCAGACUCAAAUGUUUUUCGGAGGAGAGCUUCUACCCAUGCCCCCACCCCCCAGUUUAGCCAGAAGGGCUGGAGAAGCUGGAGUGGUGGACUGGAUUUUUAACCUGGGCCAGAAAUAAAGACUUUUUGCACUGGAAAUCCCUCCUGUUUUGAUUCUGGAAAUACAGGGUGAGUGUUUUAAAAGAGUCCCUGUGGAACAUGCGUAAUCUGUAUCCACGGAGCCUCUUUUAAAGGACUCACUCUGUAUAUGCAGAGGGAAAUGCACUUUGCAGUUUCUCAGAGGGCAGUCUGACCCUUUAUACAUGCUAGGACUAGGAUCUGAUGAGGCCUUGGGAAAUCUAUUCUGCAUCCUUUAUAUCAACAUUUCUGAAUCUUACACAAAUAAAGAUUUGUCCUGUUACAACAUGGAUUUGUUUCCAGGACUACUUGGAACCCACCCCCCUUAAAUUUGAAUGCAUCAGUGACAAAAUUCUGCCUCAGUGUCAGAUUGCAAUUUUGACCCCUGGCUUUGUAUCAUAGCUAGAGAAAUAGAUCAGAUUUCUUCAUGCUGUUAUCAGAAUCUUAAUUUCUGGUCUUUUCUGUGCCAGGUUCACUCACCCUGUUCAUUCACUCAGGCAUUUUAAUUCUGCUUUAAAUCCAGGUUCCUUUAAGUCUUGUAAUUUUUAUUAGUAUUUACCUCCUAUUGCUUUUUGAUUAUUGGAAUCAUGGUAUAUACUGUACUUUUUAGCACUGUUUGUUUCUUUGUAAGCAGCCCAGGUAAUAUUUAUAUAAAUUCAACGAACAAAAAUAAAUUUCCAGUAAAGGAUAUGUAUCUACCUCCCCUCCUCACAGUUCCCAGGAAUUUGGUUUGGCGCAAUAGGUCAUUAGAUGCUCCCCACCUGCCAAAACCACCUUUUGGUCUAUCAGAUCUUGGUUCCUAGAAAAAUGCACUGCCACUGGUGAGGCACCCCUCCUGCUUAGACUGCUGUGGGGUGGCUAGAUGACUCUAUGGGAGGUUUUCCAUCUGUCCCUGGUUUAAAAAACUUGCUCAGGCAUCCCUCCCUACUAAUUUUACCCAGGGAUGGGAAAACAUCUGCAAUCUCGAAAUGCCAGCAUCCUGCAUUAUUGUUGUCAAUUAGAUUUCUAUCUAAUUUCUAUCUAUCUAAAUUUCCCAACCCUUUCUCCCAAAGGAGCCCAGGGCGGCAGACAGCAAAACAAUGCCAUUAAAAUAAAAUCCCAUUUCAAAAUGCUAAUAACCCCUAAACACAUUUUAAGAAAUAAUAAUAAUCACAUAUCUUCACUUUGAAUAAUUUCAGGGUUUCCUGGAACAGUAUAUUUUGGCCGUCAAAGGCCUGGGUGGAUAGGAGUGUUUUAAGUUCCACCUAGAGAGGGCAUUCCAUAGCCACCAUCGCCCACUGGCCUCCCCUACUGAUCAGAAAUAUAAAAUAGUUCUGCAAAUAAAUGAAUUAUGUGAAUUCUUCUAGGGAUACAGGAUGGCCUCAUCCAGAAGUCAGAUAUUUAGUGUCUCUUUGGAAGGCCCUUCCAGCAGAGAUUCAGCAGGCAUCCUUGCUUUUAACUUUCAGGAGUUUCUCUGAAAGAUUUUUUUGUGUGUGCCAACAGGCUAUGCAGCUGUUUAAAAUACUUUUUAUUCAGCCAGUCAUUUUAAUUAUUGUUGUCUACUGCUUUGGAUGAUUUUUUUAAAAAAAAAGUUCCUCUCCCUACAAAAUUUAUACACACCGCUUGAUUGUAGUAAAACUUCUAAGCAGUUCACAAACGAUAUUUAAUUUGCCAAGAAAAAGCAGGUAAAAUUGUUUUAAAAUAAUUAGAAUUAAUGGUGAAAGAGAUUAAAACACAUCUGUGUGUCUGGAAAGACUUACCUCAACAAUUUCAUUUUAAACAGGCAACCUACCUGAUGUUGAUAGACAGGAAGUUCUGAAGUGUUGGUACGACCAUACUGGAAGAUCGAUUUCCUACUUAUUUUUAAAAUCAUUUUUAUUUAAUACAAAUUUUAUAUUGCUCUAUGCCACCCUGAUAUUUUAUGAGAGGGUGGGGUGUGUGUAUGUAUAUAUGUAUGUUUAUAUGUAUAUAUGUAUAUAUAGGGCAGGAUUUGAAUGCAAAAAAAAGAAUGAGUGAAUAACAUGACAGUGCCAAAACUUACGGAAAGACUGGGCAAAAAGGUGAUGGAUUAUGGAUAUGGGUGGAUUUCUGUGUGACCCUUUGUGAAUAUAGGAUUAAAAAUGGAGAAACAGAAUACCUCUCUCUGACAGGUGCUAGAAAAAAGCAGGAGAUGUCUGUGAGAGCCGCCUGGGAUCUUCCAGUGGGUUUCUGUUGAUAAAAGUGCUCUUAGAUGGACUUUUGGUCUGACCCAGGAGAGUUUUUCUUUAAUGCUUCAAAUUGAUAAAGUUCCCUCUUACCUAAUUCUCAGAGCAUCCGGAAGAGUAUAAAGCCUAAUUCUUAAAUGUAUUUUGAUAAUUGUAUUAUGUCUGCUCUUCUCUAAAGAACUAUUUUGUACCAUUUUAUGUAAACGGCAUAAGGUUUUAUUAUUAUUAUUAAGCAUUAAAAUAUUGCUAUAUUGUUUGUUUCCAGGUGUGAUAAGAACUUGAAAUCAUGACGGACUCCAAAUAUUUCACCACCAAUAAAAAAGGUUAGAUUCCACUCAUUAAUGUGAUAUUGCAGCUUGUUUCUAGAGAUACCUAGGUUGCGGGGGGGGGCAGGAUUUGGGAAUGAUGCAGAUGUGGUUCAAAAGCCUAGGCAGCAUGCUAGAUCACAUGGAGGCUCUUCCUUCCAUGCCACCUCUCUUUCCACUGGGUUUGAGGGAAACGUGUUGGCAGCCAUCCUAUAAAACCAUCGCCGAGUCCGUGUCUGCAGAAUAUUAGGUUUUGCUGAAUCAGUCUCCGUUUCAGUUCUUGGGAAAUGUUCUAGAUGGAUUCUAAAGCAAUUUUCCUGCUGUUUAGGUUGAAUAUAGUAGUAGUAGUAGUAGUAGUAAUAAUAAUAAUAAUAAUAAUAAUAAUAAUAAUAUAAUAUAUUUAUACCCCAUCCAUCUGGCUCGGUUUCCCCAGAGUGGCUGAGUGGCUUCCAACAAAAGAUUAAAAAUACAUUAAAACAUCAGUCAUUAAAAACUUCCCUGAACAGGACUGCCUUAUCUAAACGUCAGAUACAGUAGUUGUUAAUUUCUUUGACAUCUGAUGGGGGGGAUUUCCACAGGGCGGACGCCACUACCAAGAAGGCCCUCUGCCUGGUUCCCUAAAACUUUGCUUCUCUCAGGGAGGGAACUUCCAGAAGGCCCUCGGAGCUGGACCUCAGUGUCCGGGCAGAACGAUGGGGGUGGAGAUGCUCCUUCAGGUAUACUGGGUAUACUGCAUGAUACCUGAGCGGUGGGGAAUUCCUUUUCCUGGAAGAGGGGGCUAUUGGUGGCAUUAGCCAUGAUGGCUAUGCUCUGCUGCCACAGUUGGAGGCAUGCUUUCUGAAAUACCAGUUGGUGGAAGCUGCAGGAGGGCAAAAUGCUGUUGUGCUUGGAUUCUUGUACAUUUCCCACAGGCGUCUGGUUGGCUGCUUUGAGAAGAGGGUCCUUGGCUAGAUGGGCCAUUGGCCCAAACCAACAGGAGUAAUCAUUAUGCCAUAUUAUUUCUGUACACUGUGGCUCUCUCUCACGGCCUCACAUUUCAUUUUAGGGGAGAUCUUUGAACUGAAAGCGGAGCUCAACAAUGAGAAGAAGGAGAAGAGGAAAGAAGCUGUGAAGAAGGUCAUUGCUGCCAUGACCGUGGGGAAGGAUGUCAGGUAACACUCAUAUAUAUAUUUAAAUUUUCUGUUUUACAAUUUAAAGUAAUCAUUUUUACAUCAUUACGAUAUCAAUGACUUCGCUCCUUCUCUUUCUGUGGUUCAUUUUACAUAUCAUAAAUCCCUGCAUAUUUUACAAAAACCAUACCGUUCUGUAUUCCAUUAUUACAUCCAUCAAAGCUUAUUUACACUGUUGGAUUUAUCUUAAUGCUGCCAGCGUUUUCAGCUGUACACAAUUAUUUCCCAUAUAUUCAAUAAAUGUUUUCCAGUCUUCUCUAAAUGUAUGUUCUUCUUGUUCUCUUAUUUUAUAUGUUAAGUCUGCAAGAUGCACAUAUUCUGCCAACUUAAGUUGCCAUUCUUCUUUGGUUGGGACCUUGCUCAUUUGCCAUUUUUGAGCUAACAAAACAUGGGCCACAGUAGAGGCAUACAUAAAUAACCUUUCUGACACCUGGGGAUUUCAAUCUGAAUUAUCCCCAACAGAAAGGACUCUGGUUUUUUUGGGAAAGUACAUUUGAACAUUUUUUUCAAUUCAUUAUGUAUCAUUUCCCAAUAUGCUUUUACCCAUAAGGUAACACCCCUUUCCCUCUCUUUCUGUCUCCGCAGUGCUGGAGCCCUCUAGCAGGGAUGCAGGAAGCUGCGUCUCUCCUCCAGCCAUUGCUGCCAUCCAGCUCCCAUCAGCCCCAGUGCACCGUGCCCAGUCACUAGGGGUGAGGGGAGUUUUAGUCCAGCAACACUGGGAGAGCGGCAGGCUCCCCACCCCUGGUCCAUGUGUCUGGGACUCUUUGCUGUCAUGGAGGAAGCAAUCUCUGGGCAUACUCAGGGGAAAAUGUUCCUCCUCUAAAGAUUGUUGAGAUUCCAGCUCCCAUCAGCCCCAACACAUCAUGGGCAGUCCAGCAAAAACAGGAGGGUCAUACGAUCCCCUAUUGCCAAAUUCUGUAGGGCAGUUGGUAGUGGUGGCGAACCUCCAGCCCAUGGGCUGAAUCAGGCCUGCCAGGCUGUUUUGGCCCAGCCACACCCACCAGCUUGCAAGUCUGACCUGAGACCCUGAGUUAGGUCUCCACGCUUCAGUUUUUCCUCCGUUGGGGCCGGCCCUACUGUUAGGCAAUGCAGAUCUGUUUUAAAAGUGUGUUUUAUGUUUGACUGCCUUUGGUAAUGUUUUCUUUCAAACUGUUUAAGGUCAUUAUAUUUCUUAAACGUGCAUUCAGUAGUUGAUCUCUUCUGCAGUGUUUUGUUUUGAAAUCUUUAAGAUAGUAUUUGACUUUCCUGUUAAUUACGUUGCUUUGAAUGUAUACUUCAGCAAUGUUUAAUUAGAUGUUUUAGUGUGUCGUUAAACCGCUUUGAGAUUUAUUCCUUUAAAAUGUAAAUAAAUAUUCCCAAUAAUAAUAAUAAUAAUAAUUUGCUUGGAAUAUUGGAGGUCUGCUUCCAGUUUCAGGGUUCCUGCUUCAACUCAACAUUCUCCUUCCCUCCCUCUCUAUCUAUCAUCUAGCUCCCUUUUCCCAGAUGUAGUGAACUGCAUGCAGACCGACAACCUGGAGCUGAAGAAGCUGGUCUACCUGUACUUGAUGAACUAUGCCAAAAGCCAGCCGGAUAUGGCCAUCAUGGCAGUCAACAGUUUUGUGAAGGUAAUGGGGGCAGUUGGGAAAAUAUGGGUGCUUUAAUUUUACUACAUGCCAGCAAAGUGCCAGUUGUCGCGAUGGCCGGGUUGCAUGCAGAAGGAACCCCGAUGUUAUGAUGACAUCCUUAUAGGCAGCAUGUCCUCCGACUGCUCAGUGAAAGAGCAUCGCAAGUUCAAGCCUCAGUAUCUUCAGGCAGGGCUGCACAUCUUUAGGAGAAUGGCUUUAUUUAAUAAAAUCUAUAUACUGCAUGAUUUAAGCGAAAAAAAGACCUCAGAGCGGUUUACGAAAAGAAUGAAACAGUAAAAUACGAACAAUUAAAAAGGCCUUUUUGAAACAUUCGGCGAAUAAUUAAAAAGUCAAAGGUUAAAUCAAGGCAGGUUACAACACAUGUCAACAUUUUGCAAAUCUGGGUAGGGUCAUCUAGGCAAGAUGGUUUUAGUAAAGGUAAAGGGACCCCUGUUAGGUCCAGUCAUGGCCGACUCUGGGGUUGCAGCGCUCAUCUUGUUUUAUUGGCCAAGGGAGCCGGCGUACAGCUUCCGGGUCAUGUGGCCAGCAUGACUAAGCUGCUUCUGGCGAAUCAGACCAGCGCAUAGAAACACCGUUUACCUUCCCGCCGGAGCGGUACAUAUUUAUCUACUUGCACUGGCGUGCUUUCGAACUGCUAGGUUAGCAGGAGCAGGGACUGAGCAACGGGAGCUCAACCCAUCAGGGGGAUUCGAACAGCCGACCUUCUGAUCGGCAAGUCGUAGGCUCUGGUUUAACCCACAGCGCCACCCGUGUCCCAAGAUUGUUUUAGCAGGUGUUAAAAAGAGUACAGUAAAGGUGCCUGUCUGGUGUCAAUAGGCAGGGAGUUCCAGAGCGUCUGUGUGGCCACACCAAAGGUGCGGAACAGGUAUUACAUGCCAGCAGAUUGAAAUGGUUGAGUGGGCAUAUACAGGGUAAGGCAAUCUCACACGUAAAAUGAUCCCAAGUUCCUAAGGGCUUGAUACACCAAUAGUAACACCUUGACCUUGCCCAGGUAGCAAACUGGCAGCCAGUGCCAUUCUCUGAGCAGAGGCGUUGCAUGUUGACAUGGCCUCACUCCUGCCAGCAGUCGUGCCGCAGCAUCCCGCCCUCGCUGCAGCUUCCAGGCCAAGCGCAAGGGAAGCCCCACAUAGAGCACAUUGCAGCAGUCCAGCCCUGAAGCAACUUGAUUGCGUCCCAGGAAGUGGCGGGACUCAAACUCUCUCGCUCUGGGGGAGUGAAACUGCACAGAACACCUUUGUGACGACCUGCUUCUCUCCCCCCCCCCAGGACUGCGAAGACCCCAACCCUCUCAUCCGUGCGCUGGCGGUGCGCACCAUGGGCUGCAUCCGCGUGGACAAAAUUACCGAGUACCUGUGUGAGCCGCUCCGCAAGUGCCUGAAGGACGAGGACCCCUACGUGCGGAAGACGGCGGCCGUCUGCGUGGCCAAGCUGCAUGACAUCAACGCCCAGAUGGUGGAGGACCAGGGCUUCCUGGACUCCCUUCGCGACCUCAUUGCAGACUCCAAUCCCAUGGUAAAUAAAGUACUCCUCCCGCAGGGGACGCUUCCUUGAUGCUUGGCAUAAUGUUUCUCGGCUAACGCAAGUGUGUAUGUGCGCAGGAUUGUGGCGCUGUGUAGCUCAGCGCCAGAGCACCUGCAUUCCGUGCAGAAGGCCUCAGGAUCGGUCCCCAGCGGCAUCUCCAAGUGGGGAUGUCUGAAACCCUGUCGGUCAUUGUGGCCAGUGCUGAGCUAGAUGGACCACUGGUCUGACUCAGCACAAGGCAACUUCCUAUGUUCCUGUUUCAAGCCUUUACUCAGAACAAUGAGAACUAGAAUCAUGCUUGGGUACAGGUUUGAAAAGAGUUGUGUCUGAAAUCCUGGACAGCCACUGUUGGUCAAUGUAGGCCAGGGUUUCCCAAACGUGGGUCUUCAGCUGUUUUUGGACUACAAUUCCCAUCACCACCUGACUACUCGUCCUGCCAGCUAGGGAUGAUGGGAGUUGUAGUCCAACAACAGCUGGAGAACCAUUUUACAUUAUGGUUCCUGAGACCAAGGAGGAGGUUUUUGACUGUUUGGGUACAGGCAGAGACCAUUUUGAAUUAAGAUGAUAGACAGCACUGAUUUUUAACCACUGGUUUUGAAACUGCACAAGUUUCCUUGCCCCUUAGAAUUCACAAGUGAGGUCCGAUGUGUGGCUGCUGGUUAUCAGUAGAACAAUUCCAUGUGAAAUAUUAGAACGUAAACACCCAUAAUGAAAAGAUGCAAUAGAAACGAUCGUAUUAAAGCAACAUGGCAGACACAGGUUGAGAGAUCAGGGGCCUACCUGUCUGAACAGGUGUGUCUUCAAAAGUUAUGAGGAUGUCUCUACAGGGGCGCCUUCUGCCAACUGGGAUGGCAGCUGCCAGCUCUUCUGGGUUAGGACCAGGGAGAAGUGCUCUUGUUCCAGUAGGGUCAAGUAGAUUGAAUCCCCAUAGGGAUUUGGGGAGUCAGUGAUGGCGUUGGUUGGUCAUGAUCUCAUCUACCAUGGGGUGCUGAGAUAGAUGCCUGCCCACCCCUGCUGGCAAACAGAAUUAAUCCCCCAACACCAGGGAACUUUACAUUUGGACGUUUGGUGGUGGGGCCUUUAGUCAACCCCUUAAUCUCCAAAUCUUGAUGCGUGUGCACAGGUCAUAGUUGGUCUGUGUGCAGAGUCCCUGCUUACAGGCUGUCAGAUUUUUGGGAUCAUCUCCAAUUUACCAGACUCUCAUGUGUUCAUUUGGGUAAUCAUCUGUGGCAGGAAACAAGCCUUUGAGAUGACCAGCAGGUAAGCAGAGAGCACCCUUCUCCGGGCAGGUUAUAUCCAGAUUGGCGAGGAGGGCGGUUUGUAGUCUAAAACAUCUGCAGGGAAGGCUGGUCUGGAUUAUCUAAAGGCCUAGCCUCUAAGGUCUCCCCAAAGGGCUGAAUGCAGCUGCUGUGGGCAGACUUUUCUAAUGCCCUGCCUUGAAGGCUCCUGAUAACUCACCAUGUUAAGUUACUAGCUUCAAAUACAUCCAGUUCUGACCAGGCCAGUCAAAGCAAGUUAGGGCCAGAAUUGCCAUCGAGAACAGAUUCCCAAACCUCCUCUCCCUUUCUUGUUGCGCGUAGUUGGUGGUGGUGGAGGUGACAUCUGGUUGCAGCCCGUUCAUCCUGGGGUGUUUGUGCCAUUGUCCGGGUUUCCCACUUUCUGGGCCCGUAAUGGAACAAAUGGACCGGAAUGCCAAUCCCGCCGGCUUGAGCCUCUCUUGAUAGUGAUGUAUUUGCUGGCCAAGUGCCAGAGUCCCUUCCACAAACAAGGAACCUCAGGACGAUCUGUUCUGAAUUUGAUCUUCUGGUUUUUCCUGAGACAAUGGCUCCGAAAGUGUCUGACUUUGCUGCCCUCACAUUUUGCUGGAAGCUGCUGCUUCUCUCCCCCCGGCCAGCCCUUUGCUAGGAAAUUAGAUGCCUUUCUGGCUUUUGAAAGGCAGCAUUCCAAGCUGGUUCUGUUCAGACCUCCUCCCAUGAAUAUUGAUGGUUUCUCAGAGACGCAGUGUUCUCGCCAAAGCAACUGUCUCCUUAUGUUGGGGAGUGUAAAAAGAAUGCCUUUUCUAUGUCUUAAGUCUUUAUUUAACUGUCACCAGGUUAAAAAAGCCCUAUUUAUAUACAACCCCUGAAAUGCCAAGACAAAAAUCCUACAGCAAAAAGGUGAAAAUCUGUGUUGCUGUCCUGUGGGGACUCAAUUUUUGGGCAUUGCGAAAGACGGAAGCGUCCUAUUAAAGCUGAGAACGUGGACGUUUUGCAGGUUGAGUGCAGGGGAUCCAGUCAUUUUGCUGAAAGCAGCAGUGUGGUAGAGCGGUUAGAGUGAUGGAAUGAGAAGAGGGAGACUGAGGCCCAAAUUUUCUCUGAGCUUUACAGCUUACAAGGUAACCUUAGGUCAGUCUCUGUCUGCCUAUCUUAGCCUUGCCUGCCUCACAAGAGUGUUCAGAGGGUAUGAUGGGAGGGGAGAGAACAAUGUAUGCCACUUUAAGCUCCUCGGAGGAAAGGUUGGGAUAUUAAUUUAAUGAAUAACAACAGCAACAACAACAACAUACCAGCAACUUGAAAAGGUGAAGCUUGUGAAGUGAGCACAGGUUGACUGUUAAAACCUGGGGAUUUGUGUCUCCCCAUUGGCUGAACUGCAGUGAUGUCACAGAAGCCCCGGGGGGAAUGAGAGAUGGCCAGAGAAGGGCGAGAGUGUUCUUUAUCUAGUGUUUUUGAGCAUCCAAAGCCUUUUGCGAACCUCAUCCUAUUGGAAUCCCUGAAACGGCCUUGUGAAUUGGGCCAGUAUUAUUAUUUCCCAUGUUGUGCAUGAGAAAUGACGCGGUUUGCCAGAAGCGAAAUGUACUUUAGGGGAGGGCAUGUGUGUUCUGAUUGGUGGCCCAUUCUGCUAUCCGCUGUGCCACACCAGCUUCCAAGAGAAAAAGGAGAAGGCCUCGGGUUGCACCCCUCAUGCGGAGAGCAAACAACAUAGCAGCAGGAAGGCUGGGAAGCCCCAGGGGGUCAAUGGAGGCCCUUGUCUAUAACCCAAGUCUUCCUUGUCAGAGUCUGCAACUGGUUCCCGAAAGCCGGAUGCACUUUGGGCCGUUUCUCCUGUAGCUGUGGAAGACGAGCCACAAGGGGGCAGCACAAGGCAGGAGAUGCAGUUUUGUUCUAGCUGGAGGGGGCCGUAGGGGGGGGGGGCCGGCAGUGCAAUUCCAGGGACUUCCUUGUUUGACUUUCUUUGAUGGUGGGCCACUUUAAAGGAUUAGACAGAAACAAGAAAACCUCUAGCACAUCUGCAGAGCUAAGCAGGGUCUGAUAACGGUUUCAGAUUGGAUGAGGGACUGCGCGUUAAGAUUUCUGCAUUGCGGGGGGUUGCCCUUGAUGACCCGCGGGGUCCCUUCCAGCUCUACAGCUCUGUGAUUCUUUGAUGGAUGGCUGCUGGCCGCGAUGGCAGUGCUCUGCCUAAACAGUUUGAGGAAGCGAUGCUUCAGAAUACCAGUUGCUGGAAAACGCAGGAGGGGAGAGGACUGCUGUGCUCAGGUCUUGCUUGCUACUGUGAGAACAGGAUGCUGGACUAGGUGGGCCAUCCAGGAGGUUCUUCCUAUGUCCUUAUCUCUGUGCCCGAGAUCCUGAAUUGUUGGCGGUCAGAGUGAUCAUGCUGGACCAAGCAGACCAGAAGGCCUGGCUUGUUUCAAAACAGAAGAAGAAGAAGAAGAGUUUGGAUUUGAUAUCCCGCCUUUCACUCCCUUUAAGGAGUCUCAAAGUGGCUAACAUUCUCCUUUCCCUUCCUCCCCCACAACAAACACUCUGUGAGGUGAGUGGGGCUGAGAGACUUCAGAGAAGUGUGACUGGCCCAAGGCCACCCAGCAGCUGCUUGUGGAGGAGCGGAGACGCGAACCUGGUUCCCCAGACUUACGAGUCUUCUGCUCUUAACCACUACACCACACUGGCUCUCUAGAUUCCUAGGUCCUACCGGAAAUAGAUCACUUGUGGCUAUUCCUCCCACUUUGGGCGUGGGCAUGUUCUGAAAUCUGAGGAACUGGAGAUGGCUGCCUGGUCGGGGAGGGGGGUUAUACCUGACCUCCUCUCCCCUCUGGUACAAAGACGCAGUGUGGUGAGUCCCUAGGUAGCCGUGGGCAGGCUGUUGAACCCUCCCCGUCCCUGUUCCCCCACCUGCAGAUCUGCUGCAGAACAAAACAGUCAAACGCACCCCCUUAACCUUUCACUUCUGCCGCUCUUAUUUUUAACGCCAAACGAAAGCAGCUCUUUGCAAGGGGUCCAUUGUCUGGCAUGUUCUGUUCUUCUUGCUGCUGUGAUCUUUUCUCUCUCUCCCCCCCUCCUUUCCCAGAAUCAUUUCGACAUCCUUUGUUGACUGCCACAUUAUUAUUUUUUUAAGUGAAAACCUUUACUUUUCCACCCUCCUGCUUUUCUUUUUCUUCUCUGCUGUAAAAAAAAGAAGCAAAACCGAUGCCAAAAAACAGCACGGCUCCAAAUCCAGGAGAGCGGUGUGGGCCUCUUUCCAGAUAUUGUUGGAUUGCAGAUCCCAUCCAUUCUGGCAAGCAUCAGGGCGCAGCGAUGGCACCAGCAGGUUCUGGACAAAAGCAUUUUCUGAGAUCUCAUUGGAAAAGGAUUCACUCCCCCCUUCCCUGGCUUGCCUCUUCUGAAUUUGUAGAUUCAGAUGGAGACCUCGUCUGGCAUCUUUUGACUGCUCCCCGGGCCGCAAUCGCUAAGCUUUGGAAGACUUUUGAGCUCAAUAAUCCGGGCUAUUUUAGUAUCCUAAGACUUGGCAAAUCUUGGAAAAAGAAUCUCACAUGAGCUAAAACGUUUUGUGGGCCAAAGAGCUCAAAAUGACUUCUUUGCCACUUGGCCUCAUUUCAUUUCAUCUGCAAAUAUAGCGGAGAGCUGCUGCCAGUCAGUGUAGACAGCGCUGGGCUAGAUGGAGCCCAUGGUCUGACUUGGUACGAGGCAGCUUCCUACGUUCCCAUUAUGCAGAAACAUGAGGACUAGCAUCACACUUCAUUUUCAGAGGAAGGACCAUAGCUCAGGGGCUUUGCAGGCCCUGGGGUCCAGUCCCUGGUGGCAUCUGCAGAGAGGGCUGGGAAAGACUCCCUCCCUGGCACCCUGGAGAAGGGCUGCCAGGCAGCAUAGAUGCUGAUAUGAACAGGCUCUGUCUAAGGCAGCAGAAGGGUGUUUAUGUGCUGCUCAGCACCGCAGAGCCAGCCUCACCUUUAUUUGCCACCCUCUCCCUAACCAUCUUUCCUCCUCCACCUCCUGGUGCUGCCUCCAUCCACCUCCUUCCCUUCCUGGCACUUAACAGGUGGCUGAGUCUAAGAUUCAGGGCCUCUAAAUGGCAGGCGCAUUCCCCUCCAUUAGCCACAUUCCACACUUGGUUUAAUUUCCAAUUAGCCUUGGAUAAUAACAAAAGUAAUCUAAUUGCUCUUCCUCCUGGUGUCCCGGAUCCCCUCCUGCUUUCCCCGUCUAUCACAUUUCCCCCUUCUCUGCUUGAUGGAGAGAGACAGGCUUCUUUCUCCCUCCUCUCCCUUCCACCCCCCACCCCCUUGUUCAUUAAGUCAUUUUAUUCACUGCUGAAUUGGCAGUGAAGGAUCGUUCACGUCCCCAGUUUCUCUCUCACACACAAACCCACGUCGCUCUGAGCUGGCACUCUUUGGAAUUAAAAAAUAACAAUGCUUAGGGAGCCAAGAAUGCUGCUCCUUCCACAUGUUUGGGGCUAAUUUUUAUUUUUAUUUUUAAAUAGAGGUUCUGGGGCUCAAGCCUACUUUUUUUUUGGCAAAGAUUUUUUUUUAAUUGUAUUUUAUGUUAUAAUGCAUAUAAAACAGACAGGACUGUUAUAUAGCAACAGAAGAAAAUUAACAGAUAAAAAAAAGAAACCAUAAAGGGGGCAUGUAGAAUAAGCACAGUUCCAUAUGGGUUAAGUAACAAAGCCCAAAUAGUGAAAGGAAAAAAAAUGGAGAACAAAUGUUGCCUUUGCAUAAAGGAAGAAUAUUUGUGUUAUUUGAACAUUGAGGAUUGUUCCAGAUUUGCCAGGCUUGCAGCGAGGGUUGUAUUGAAAAUGAUGGUCCUUACAACACCCCUGUGAGAGAGGUUUGGUCUGAGAGAGGCAGGGACUGGCCCAGCUCACCUAGUGAGUUGCAUGGCCGAGUCGGGAUUUGAACCCUGGUCUCCCAGGUCCUGGUCUGACACUCUUAACCAUUACAGCGCCCUGAGUGGAACCACCUUUCUUUCUCUCUCUCUCUCUCUCUCUCUCUCUCUCUCUCUGCCACCCACAUGAAAUUAGGUUGAGGAUCCUGUGAGAUCCUGUGAGGUCGAGGGUCACAAAUGGUCAGCCCCAAUUCUACUCCCAGAUAACUGUGGACUGGUUUUACUUGGAGUUUUGCUGGUGUGCAUAAUUGCUUUAUAUAUGCUCAGAGACUAUCUUGCUUCUUUAUAUAAUUCCAAGUUUAGCCCUUUGGUUCUGCAUUAAAACGCCUCCACAAAAUCUCAGCCAAGAUUUCGAAAGCAUGGAUUGUUCCUUUCCCCUUCCCUCUUGCAGGUGGUGGCCAACGCUGUAGCUGCAUUGUCCGAAAUCAGUGAAUCUCACCCGAACAGCAACCUGCUGGACCUGAAUCCCCAGAACAUCAAUAAGCUGCUCACUGCUCUGAACGAGUGCACUGAGUGGGGACAGAUCUUCAUCUUGGACUGCCUCUCCAACUACAACCCAAAGGAUGACCGUGAAGCCCAGAGGUAUGUGGGCCUCGGAUUGCAGACCCCUGUCCCUUAGCUCCACUUGCUUCCUCCUGGCUCAGCAGCUUCACAUCUGUGGGCAGAGGCAUGUGACGCCUCUAGAGUAAUAUACAUUUGACUUGUGGAGCCCCUUGCUGCAGGAUUCUUGUAACAGACACUGGGGAAAGCAUGGAAAUAGCCAUGGAGGAUGUCAGCAGCUGAAACGCAGUCUCUCACUUCAUAUGACUUGCCUUUUAAAAUAAGAAAAUAAAAAUAAAAAUAAGAUAAUUAACUUAAAGAAAGGAGAGGGAACCUCAGGAAAGAAGGCUGCCAACAUAUUAAGGGGGUUCAAGUUCAGAUUUCAAAUCACCGUAAAAAUUGACCUGUCAAUUUCACAUUUUUGUUGGUGGUAUUUGCUAUAAAUACCGUAUUUUUCGCCCUAUAGGACGCACUUUUUCCCCUCCAAAAAUGAAGGGGAAAUGUGUGUAUGGGGUGAAUGCAGGCUUUCGCUGAAGCCUGGAGAGCGAGAGGGGUCGGUGCGCAGGCUCUCCAGGCUUCAGGAAGCUAUCCGCAAGCCUUGGGAGCCCGCGAGAGUUCCCGCCGGGCUCCCAAGGCUUGCGGAUAGCAGCCUGUUCUGGGGGCUGGGGUCGGGGGAAGCUCAGGCUUCCCCCGCCCCAGCCCCGUGCUUGGGGGGGAAAUAAUUUUUUUUCUUUAUUCCCCCCCCCAAAAAAAACUAGGUGCGCCCUAUGGGCCGGUGCGCCCUAUGGGGUGAAAAAUACGGUAAUAAUGGGAUGUGAAACCCCUGUAGCUCUGUAAACUUACAGGUUUCUUUUUUACAAUCUUUUUUAUUGAUUUUCAAAAAUAUAAGCAUACAACAUAAAACAAUUCAAAAUCCAAAUAUCGAGAUUGCUCUGAAUCUCCUGACUUCCCCCCAUCCCUUCCAUGGGUCCUUUAGAUUCUGUUUUCAACUGCAUAUCAAUACUUCUCCAUUUUUUUCAUCUUCCUAGGUUAUCUAUACAUUCUUGUUACAAGUGUAUUUAAAACCCUGCUAGUGUUUCGACCAGCUUACAAUGAUUUUGUAUAGACAUUAUGAACAUUUCCCCUUCUUUUUAAAAUUUCCCGUCUUCCUGAUUCCCGAGCUUUUGCCAUUUCGGCAUAGUCCCAUCAACUUGGUUUGCCAAACUUGCAGGCUUCAAAAUGCAACUGUUGAUGUGCAUUAAGGCAGGCUUCUAGUUAAAGGGCUGGAGAAAGCUGGCUGUGCAACAGGAAGUGUCAGGGCUGUUGGUGCAACCCGGUGCAAGAACCUCGCUGUCUUCCUGCCUCUCCUCUUGCCGUCCUGCUAGCCCGACUUGUACACCCUUCAGGAACUUAACUUAGCACUAUGUUGAGUUACUCCCAGCGUUUUCCGGGUGUAUCCUGAAUCUCGGUCCCCUUCCUGUCUCCCCCCCGGCAGCAUCUGCGAACGAGUCACUCCCCGCCUCUCUCACGCCAACUCCGCCGUGGUGCUGUCGGCUGUCAAGGUGCUGAUGAAGUUCCUGGAGCUCCUCCCCAAGGAUUCUGACUACUACAACAUGCUGCUGAAGAAGCUGGCCCCGCCGCUGGUCACCCUGCUGUCCGGGGAGCCCGAGGUCCAGUAUGUCGCCCUGAGGAACAUCAACCUGAUCGUGCAGAAAAGGUUAGAGGGGCAGCUUGGGGAAACUCUUCCACCUGGACGGCUGCCUCCCUUCUUUGUGGCCAAUCAGUUACCGUAUUUUUCGCUCCAUAAUACGCACUUUUUUCCUCCUAAAAAGUAAGGGGAAAUGUGAGUGCGUCUUAUGGAGCGAAUGAUGCUGCGCAGUUCUCCCUCUCUGCACAGCGCCUCUCCUGCGAAGCCGGAGCAGGAACAGAAGGGGCUCCUUCCGUUCCUCCUCCCGCUUGGCUGAAGGGGCGCUGCGCAGUUCUCUCUUUCUGCGCAGCGCCCCUUCAGCAAAGCGCCUCUCCUGGCUUCAGUGUGGUGUAGUGGUUAAGAGCGGUAGUCUCGUAAUCUGGGGAACCGGGUUCGCGUCUCUGCUCCUCCACAUGCAGCUGCUGGGUGACCUUGGGCCAGUCACACUUCUUUGACGUCUCUCAGCCCCACUCACCUCACAGAGUGUUUGUUGUGGGGGAGGAAGGGAAAGGAGAAUGUUAGCCGCUUUGAGACUCCUUAAAGGGAGUGAAAGGCGGGAUAUCAAAUCCAAACUCUUCUUCUUCUUCUUCUUCUUCUUCUUCUUCUGCCUUAGCGAUGCACAGCCUCUUCAGGUCGGGGAAGCCUUCAUCCCACUGCCCUGAAGAGGCUUGACGCGGCUAUCCCAGAAGCCAGAACAGCCAGAGGCUAUCCCAGAAGCCAGAUCCGUCUUGCUGUUCUGGCUUCUGGGAUUCAUAAUUUUUUUUCUUGUUUUCCUCCUCCCAAAACUAGGUGCGCCUUAUGGUCUGGUGCGCCUUAUGGAGCGAAAAAUACGGCGAUUGCAUUUCUAGCCCACCUUAUUCCCCAGGGAGCUCUAGGUAGAUCCAUGGUUCUUUUUUCCUAUCCUCACAACAACCCUGUGAGGUAGGCUAGGCUGAGAAGCAGUGACUGAUACCCUGUCCCUCCAAGGUCACACCCAGUGAGCUUCAAGUCUGAGUGGGGAUUUAAAUCAUUUAUCUUUCCUCUCUCAAAUAAAGCCUGAUGGAGUGGCUCCCUCUUGGUGACAGAGACAUGCACGCAUCCCAGCUUUUGGCAGUGGCUUUGCCUCUUUACGAGGAGUCCCUAAGUGGGUGGGGGGCGGCUGUUCACACAGCCUGACGUCAUCCCUGUUUAAGGCACCUGCUGUGUGUGAGAUGUGUAUUUUUAGGAGCCACCCUGUUUUUGUGAUUGUAAGUUGUUUUAAAUGUAUUAUUUAAAUGUUAGUAUUUUUAUUGAAAAAAAAUUCAAUCACAAAGGAAAAAAGGGGGAAGGGGGGGAGAAAAAAGAAAGAGAAAAAUAUAUAUACAAAAAUGAAAUAUAUACUACCAGACAUUCUUAUAUAGAUUGCUAAAGUGUUAUUACCCUAUUAGGUAUGUGGUUGUUAAUAGCCUUCUGCAUUCUGUAUAAGCUCAUUUCAAAUGUUGUCAUGUUGAUCCAAACAAAGUCUACAUCUGUAAGCAGUCCGUUCAUAAGUUGCAGGUGUUGUCAUAUUGUCAGUCCAUUGAUUAAAGGGUAUCAUAUCUUUAUUCUUUCAAUUAAUUAGUAUCAGUCUCUUAGCCAGCAUUAGUGCACAAAGAAUCCAUUUUCAUUGUCCCCUUGUUAAUUUCCAUACAAUAGCUAUACAGUUCACAUGUAAAACGUUGUGUUUUAAACAGUUGUAACCCAUCCUGGGAUAGGGACGUGGGUGGCGCUGUGGUCUAAACCGCUGAGCCUCGGGCUUGCCGAUUGGAAGGUUGGCGGUUCAAAUCCCCACAGCGGGGUGAGCUCCCGUUGCUUUGCCUCAGCUCCUGCCAACCUAGCAGUUUGAAAGCACGCCAGUGCAAGUAGAUAAAUAGGUACUGCUGCAACGGGAAGGCGUUUCUGUGCGCUCUGACACUCGUCAGGUGUCCCGUUAUGCCAGAAGCAGUUUAGUCAUGCUGGCCACAUGACCUGGAAAGCUGUUUGCGGACAAAUGCCGGCUCCCUUGGCCUGAAAAGUGAGAUGAACAUAGUUGCCUUUGACUGGACUUACCGUCCAGGGGUCCUUUACCUAACCCACCCUGGGACCUUGAGGUGAAGGGCUGGUGAUAAGUUAAUAACAACAAUAAUAAAUUGUGCAUGCAUUCCCUUCCUCAGACCUGAAAUCCUGAAGCAGGAGAUCAAGGUGUUCUUUGUGAAGUACAACGACCCCAUCUAUGUCAAGCUGGAGAAACUGGACAUCAUGAUCCGCCUGGCAUCGCAGGCCAACAUUGCUCAGGUCAGCUCUGGGGGGCCAGGGGAUACCUGACUUGGUGUGUGUGUGUGUGUGUUCUACAGAAUAACAAACAUGGGAAGCUGCAAUCUGCAGUUAAUAUCAUUACAAGAUUGCUUCUCCACUAACCUCGCUAGGAACUACAGGCUUGCAACGUAAAACAACACAGCACACAAGGAAAAGGGACAGGGAGGGAAGAAGAAGAAAAAUCAACACCGGGCACCAAUUCUUAAAAGGUUGUUCUUAUAAUGAGCGGGUGGCACAGUUCAGUGUAAGAGAUGCCUGAUGGAGCUGGGCUUUUGGCAAAGCUGAUGGAGUGAGCCUUCUGUCUUUUGGAGCCUGAGGCAGUCUGGGUGCCCCCAGGUGACAAACGAGGGAGCGGAGUCCUGUUGGAUCUGGCCUGUCUUCCGCAGCCUUUGGCUUCUGCAAGACCAGGGAGGCAGAGGCACUGCAGGGGACUCCUCCUCUGAGUCAGAGGAUGGCGGUAGGGCUGCAUCCUCUGACAGGGCGGGCUUAGACUGAGGUACCAGCAAAGCUGCCCAUCCCAAGGAAGUAGCCUGAACAGAGUCUUCAUAAAAGCCAGAGGCUGAUUCAGCAUGACUGGUUCCUCCGCACUGGGCACCAAGCCUAGGGGACGCCACAGAGCGUCACAACUAUGAUGUAAUGAAUUGAGCAGAACGGAAGGUGAGAGGUGGCGGGCAGCUGAAGUUUGUGCUCGCACAGGGUGCUGCUGAAAUUUGAAAGGCCAAAGCCCGCCCCUGUCAAAGUUCCCAGCCAGUGACUUUUUUAAAAAAUAGAAGGAAGAUGGAAAUUCCAUUGAUUGGGUCAAAGCAGGGGAGAGGGUGCAACUAUAAAUUUUACUUAUUAUUAAGUGAUCAUUAUCAUUACUACAGGAACACGGGUGGCGCUGUGGGUUAAACCACAAAGCCUAGGACUUGCCAAUCAGAAGGUCGGGGGUUCGAAUCCCUGGGACGGGGUGAGCUCCCAUUGCUUGGUCCCUGCUCCUGCCAACCUAGCAGUUCGAAAGCACGUCAAAGUGCAAGUAGAUAAAUAGGCACCGCUCUGGCGAGAAGGUAAACGGCGUUUCCGUGCGCUGCUCUGGUUCGUAAGAAGCGACUUAGUCAUCUGGCCACAUGACCCGGAAGCUGUACGCAGGCUCCCUCGGCUAAUAAAGCAAGAUGAGCGCCGCAAACCCCAGAGUUGGUCACGACUGGACCUAAUGGUCAGGGGUCCCUUUACCUUUACCUUUUUAUCAUUACUACAUAUCGUUGUCUGAUUCCAACAGGUUCUGGCGGAGCUCAAGGAGUACGCCACAGAGGUGGAUGUCGAUUUUGUCCGCAAAGCAGUGCGGGCCAUUGGACGCUGUGCUAUCAAGGUGGAGGCAAGUGAACUGACCCCCCCCUCCGUUUCUGCUUUGGUGUAUAAUGGGGACCUUCUGCAUGCAGAGCAGGUGCUCUGCUACUGAACUAUGACCUCUCCCCUGCGGAGAAUCCCGCUCUGAUUUCUAUAAUACCAGGUGGUGGGUGAGCUGCAGAGUUGUGGGUUGGAUGCUGGCCAGCGUUUGCACUGGGGCCUGGCCUCUGCUAGACCCUGACCUCCUCCUCUGUCCUGUCCCUCUUCUCAGCAAUCGGCUGAGCGCUGCGUCAGCACCCUCCUGGACCUCAUCCAGACCAAGGUCAACUACGUCGUCCAGGAAGCCAUCGUGGUGAUCCGGGACAUCUUCCGCAAGUACCCCAAUAAGUAAGCAUGGCUCCUCACAGUCUACACCUCUGCAGCAAAAAGCCCUGGGGCAGCUGAUGCCGUCGUUGAUGUCCUAGCUCUGCUUAGGCGUUGGGGGGGCUUCUUGGCUUCUCACCUCUCCUGGCAGAAAUUCCCCUCUUCCAUUUUUGAAACAAACCCAAUUGCUUAUUACCGUUGACUUGAAAGCUGAUUUUAGAAACCUGGUUUAAAUUGAGCCAUGGCUAAGUGUUCUGUUUUUCUUUACUCAGUUUUCACCCUCCUUUUGAAUUAUGUGAUUUUCUAGGUAAUUUAUAAAUUUUUAAAGACCUUAAGUACAACUUCUGGAUCCUGAAAACAACUUUUAGUGGUUUGACAGCAGCAGUGAGGUUCAGUCCUUGUUUUCAGAGUUUGAUCAGGAUUAAAAAAAACCUCCCAUGUUUUUACCUGCUUUAAAAAGGAGACAAGUGGUGGGUCCAAGCAGACCUUUUUAGAAGGGGGCGAGUGGCUGGGAUCUCCGAAAAGGCCUGUCUCUUAGUGGAUGGAAAUCUUCCAUCCUACACAUGUUCACUUGAGCUGGGGUUCACUCCCAUAUUUUAAAGCUGUGCUGGUUGAAGAUUCCUCCCAAAUGGAGGAAUGGGGACAGCUGACAGCGGGUGGCAGAGAAGAGGCAAGAGCAAGAGUUCUUAAAUUUGAGGACUAGGAGCUUGAAAAGGUUGAGCCAGAGAAUCGAAAAUUUGGGAUGCCACAGGAGUUGGCAACCGUAGAGAAAGCAAAGCGCUUAACUUUGCCUUGGUGAACCAGAUACGAGAGCAUCAUUGCCACCUUGUGCGAGAACCUGGACUCUCUGGACGAGCCGGAUGCCCGCGCGGCCAUGAUUUGGAUCGUGGGCGAAUAUGCGGAGAGGAUUGACAAUGCGGACGAGCUCCUGGAGAGCUUUCUGGAGGGCUUCCAUGAUGAAAGCACCCAGGUAAUAUUUCCCUCUCCAGUCCUAUGGUGCCCUUUUUUGGGAAAGGAAACUGUCUUAGAAUGAAACGGACCAUUUGUCCCUCUAGCUCUCUGAUGCCUCUGCACUGUUUGGCAUCAGCUGCCUGCUGGCCACAGUGGCUUUGCUCUUCCUCCACCGUCGGAGGCACCAGUGUCUCUAAAUUCCAGUUGCAGGAGGGGAGAGGGCUCUUGUGCCGAGGCUUCCCAACGGUAUGUUUCAGAACAGAUGCUGGACUAGGUGAUCCUUUGAUCCAGUAGGCUGUUAGGAUGUUUCCAGGGCUUCAGGUGGAAUACAUUCCCAGCCUUACAUGGAGAAGCUGAGAAUAGGACCUAAGACCUUCUGUAUGCGGGUUAGGCACUCUAGGACUAAGCUGCCUUAGACCGAAUCAGACCCUUGGUCUAUCUAACUCAGUGUUGUCUACACUGACUGGCAGCGGCUCUCCAGGGUUUCAGACAGGGAAUCUUUCCCAGCCCUCCCUGGAGAUGCCAUGGGGGAUUGAAAAUGGGACCUUCUGCAUGCAAGGCAUCUGCCACUGAACUGUGUUCCCUCUCCAAAGCAUGCUGCUUCGAAGGAGCAAACGGGGCCCUUGCAUUUUAGUAACUGGGUGCAGCCCAAAGACUUGCCCACAUUUCCAUUUUUAAAAAAGGAAUUUACUCUAACCAGAACCCACCUGAAGGCCUUCUAGAGCCAUAUUUAACAACUAAUGAGUUUGGGAUAAUUACUCCAGGUCAAAAAUUAUUUUUAGAUCAAUUAAGUUGAUGGGAAAUAACUCAAGACACUAUUUAGGAAUUAAGGAGCCGUAGAUCUACAGGACCAGAUGAGUUCUGUGUGGAUUAUUGAAAGGACUUUCCAGAAAAUCUUAUUCCACACAUACUGGAUAUAUUUAAGACUGUUUUUGCCUCAGGACAUAUCCCAGAAACCUGGAAGCAAUCUAAAGUAAUACUCAUUACUAAAAACCAAGCAAAUAUAUUUAGCAGCUUGAUUCCCAUAGGCCAGUCACAUUGCUUCGUGUAGAUCACACUUUCUAAAACUACAGUUCUAGCAAAUAGACUCUAGAUAUUUAUAGCACAUUACAUUGACCCAGACCAGUUCAUUUUUCUGAUGCAAAGGUUCGUAGCAGACCUCAUCAGAGAGUUACUGAAUGCUAUUCAUUAUUCCAGGUAAAAUUAAUCUGAAUUAGAUGCCUUGGCUUUAGAUGCCUUUAAAGCCUUCGCUUCUAUAGAAAAUGCAUUUCUUUUGCAAGUAAUUUCAACUCAUGCCAUUAGACUUAUUUACAAGCCCUCUGCAGCUAAGAUUAGGAUAAAUGGCUGAUUCCAAAUGUGCAAAAAUGUCCAACAGGUACUAAACAGGGACUCGCUUUCUCCUCUUUACUUACUUGCCCUCACUUUGGAAAGUUUGGCAAUGAUGCUGUGAGCUACUGUUGAAAUCAAAGGACUUACCGGAAAAAGGAAGGAACAUUUAAUUUAUUUUUGGGUGAUAAGUUAUUUAUGCUCUCUUACCCAUUAGUUGCAGAUCCUUAUUUUUAAAAAGAAUUGCAAAAAAUGGCAAAAUGUUGCUGGGGGUCCUCGCCUCUUAAUAGCCACUUUCCUGUUCAGAGUUCAGCCUGCCAGUCUCAGUCCUUCUCCCCCAGGAGGUUGUGGGCUGUAAGGAACAGACCUAGAAAUGGUAGGGAGCAGGAGAAGCAGGCAGGGGAGUUUUCCAGCUCUGACCUGGGGAGAUACGGGGCUGGGAAUGAGGAUAAUGAGGAUUAUAGCAACAUGGGUUAGGGUGGGGGGAAAAGCAAGCAGAAUGUUUGCUGGAAAAGGGAGCAGUCCAAGCCUCUUGGGUGCACCCUGGGAGGUGGGGAGAGGAAGGGGCUCCUUCUGGAUCCCAAUAGCCAUUUUUUGCCCCCUGAAGCUCGCCCAAGGAAGUCAGUGGGCUGCCUCUUAAUUGCAUUGUCCUGCUUUGCUACAGGUGCAGCUGACCUUGCUGACUGCCAUCGUCAAACUGUUUCUGAAGAAGCCGUCCGAGACUCAGGAGCUGGUCCAGCAGGUGUUGAGCCUGGCUACGCAGGUAAGCCUCUCGGUUGGGCAUGUGUAGGACUCCGUCUCCUACACGGGAAGAACAAAAAACUACAGGGUUAUUGAGGAAGGCUCAGGUGCAAAGAGGCCAAACAGUGGCUGGGAUUUUUGUCCAUGGCGAUGCAUCUAAGGGCCUACGAAACUCACACCUGGUCGGAUGUGUUUUCCUGUGUCUUGUGGGCACAGGGCCUCCUGCCUUUGGAUUCUGGUGUGUUGAGUCUGCACAGCAGGUUUUUAUUUGAGAUCACUUCCCAUUCCUUCCAGACUCAGGGCUUUCUUGCCAAGAGUUUAUAGAUCGCUUGCACUGCUCAGCAAACGCCCGGUGUUACAAAGCCCACUCAGCUGAGUCACGCAGUGUUUUAAUAGCAUCCUUGGAUUGGUGUUGGCUUCUUGAUGUGUCUCGGGACUUGGAUUCCGAUCCGUGGUGGUGGUGGGAAAGUAAAACCAAAUCAAAACAAGACUCUUUGGAUGUGCUAUUGUUCCUGCUGAUUCAUUGGGAAGUAGAGAAAUACUUCAUUUCUCUCCCUCUUGGUUGGGGGGCAUCUGCCAGGGACUCCUUUGCAGGGGUUGGGCUAGAAUGACUCUUGGGGGGGGGGUGCCUUCCAACUCCACAAGUCUUUGAUUUUAGUAAGUGGGUGCCCAGCCAGUCAUUACCAUUUUGCCGCUUAGCUGUAGCCCUUCUAGGACUAAAGUAGGACUAGGACUAAAGAUUCUGUUCCUCAUAAGGACUAAAGCCUAGGACUAAAGAUUCUGUUCCUCAUAAGUGAGAUAGCUCAGCCAGUAGAUCAUGAAGCUCUUAAUUUCAGGGUUGUGGGUUCGAGCCCCUCGUUGGGCAGAGAGAUCCCUGUACUGCAGGGGGUUGGACUAGGGGACCCUCCUGGUCCCUUCCAACUCUACAAUUCUAUGAUUCUAGUUCUGAAGGAAGGGCUGAUUUAAAUAGGAACGUAGGGCUGUAGACAACUAUUUUCUGCUCUGAGUAGACCCCUUUAAAAUGGUAGACCUAAAUUAGUCAUGCCCUCAUAGUAAUGUCCUGUCUGAUUCCCACACCCAGAGUUUUUCAGUAAAUAUAUAUUUUUAUUUUUUUUAAAUGAUAUUUAUUAAAGUUUCAAAAGAAAAAGAUUACAUUAAUAAGAAAAUUAACAGUAAAAAGGAAAAAUACAAAAUACAAAAAAGAAAAACCAGUUAAAAACAAUUCCAUCUUUUCAUCACUUCUUUUACAUUUACUUGUUUCCCAGACCUCCUCAUACCUCCCUCUUUUGUAUUCCAAUUCAAUUUAUUAGUCCAGCGAUUCCUUUCCCUCCUUUUUAAUCCUGAUAUUUAAUCUUGAUAUAUUAUAACAUUAAAUUUUUAGAUAUUAAAAACCAAUUUUUCCAUAUUCUUUUAUGCCAUUACUGCUAGAAACCGCUUAACUUCAAUCCGUCAUCAUUCUAACAUUCAUUAAUUUUACAAUAUUUCUGUAAGUAGUCUUUGAAUUUUUUCCAAUCUUCCUCCACCGACUCUUCUCCCUGGUCACGGAUUCUGCCAAUCAUUUCCGCCAAUUCCAUAUAGUCCAUCAUUUUCAUCUGCCAUUCCUCCAGUGUGGGUAGAUCUUGUGUCUUCCAAUACUUUGCAAUAAGUAUUCUUGCUGCUGUUGUAGCAUACAUAAAGAAAGUUCUGUCCUAAAUAUAUAUAUAUAUAUAUAUAUAUAUAUAUAUAUAUAUAUAUAUAUAUAUGUGUGUGUGUGUGUGUGUGUGUGUGUAUUAAAGUGCAGCUCUCCAAGGAAAUAGGUGGCAUUGCACACUCCUUGUGUCUUCCUGCCCAGUGUUAGAAACUGAGUUACGAAAGCUAGGAACUAAAAUGGCACUUUGAACCUAGGUUAUGGGUGCCGCAACGGAGUGUCUAGGUGUGCUUUUUUAAAGCAAGAAUCCAAAGCUGAAAACGAAUGAGCUGCAGCUAAAAUAUUCUGUUCAUUUUUCAUAGUCCUUCCCCAGCCUGUGGCUGGCCCUGUGUUUCCACAACCACAUUUGAAUAUGUGUCUGUACAGGAGAAGAAACAUUCAGUUUGGCUGGAUUUUACUGUUUCAGCCAUGUCAAAAACGUACGAGCGUCAACUGUUCUGAGCAAAAUCUUGAUAGCACAAAUAUGUAAAAAGAAUGAAUGAAAGAGAAACCCCACCAAGCGCUCUCUCACUUUCCGGAGAAUAGUAAUCAAAUCUAAACUUUAAAUCAGAACAAAAACACUUAAAACAUCCGUAUAGUGAAAUCCAGGAGCUCCUCAGAGCUGUGAGGCAAGGGAGAUGCUCUAUGCAUGCAGGAGAAUGUGGUGGAGUCCUGAGAUGGUAGGUGGACUGUACCACUCCAUGCAAAACAAAACAAAAACCAGAAGUAGAAAGCUAGUUUAUCAGGGACGGGUGAUAUCAGUCAGGAGUGCAAAAGGACAGAUAUCUAUAAGCUAAAAUUUGUCAUGAGGCUGGUGCCGUGUGAAUAAAUGUGUACUGUGCUCUUGUGUUAGGAUUCCGACAACCCGGACCUGCGUGAUCGUGGCUAUAUCUACUGGCGCCUCCUUUCCACGGACCCCGUCACUGCCAAGGAGGUGGUCUUGUCCGAGAAGCCUCUGAUCUCGGAAGAGACCGACCUGAUUGAACCCACUCUGCUGGACGAGCUCAUCUGCCACAUCGGUUCUCUGGCCUCCGUGUACCACAAGCCGCCCAACGCCUUCGUGGAAGGCAGCCACGGGAUCCACCGCAAACACUUGCCCAUCCACCACGGAAGGUAGGGAUUUGGGGAGCUGCUUUGUGCAGAGCCAGGCCAGUGCUCUGUCUUACAUGGACCGGCGGCAGAUCUCCUAAGGGCUCAGGCAGUCAGAAUGCAAUCGCCAAGAUCCCUCACAGCCAUAUUCAUCCUAUGUGAAGUUAAUCCUGUGUGAACCUAGCCAGAGUCCAGUACACACACACCCCGCCACGUGUGUAGCAGUUGUUUGCCAUCAUCCUAGUGAGUUCCUGGGCAGGACUUGCUUCUAUAUACCGUAUUGGCCCAAAUAUAAGCCGCACCCACAAAUAAGCUGCACCUUUAAAAUUCAAGGGGGAAUAAGAAAAGAAGAUAAUACCUGAAUAUAAGCUGCUCCUUUAAAAUGGUGUCUUAUGGUGGUGCUGGUGGUCCUAGGAGCUAUGCGCUGCCAUGGUGCCCGCCAUCUUGCCUCACCAGAAGUCCCGUAAAAGCCAGUUUUUGUAAGGUUGCAAAUUUAAGCCGCACUUCAACUUUUCACGGUUGGAAUUUAGAAAAAAAGUGUGGCUUAUAUUCAGGCCAUAAUAAUAAUAAUAAUAAUAAUAAUAAUAAUAAUAAUUUAUUAUUUAUACCCCGCCCAUCUGGCCGGGCCUCCCCAGCCACUCUGGGCGGCUUCCAAAAGAAUAUUAAAAUACUAUAAUACAUCAAACAUUAAAAGCUUCCCGAAUGUGGCGCUGUGGGUUAAACCACAGAGACUAGGACUUGCCGAUCAGAAGGUCGGCGGUUUCAAUCCCUGCGAUGGGGUGAGCUCCCGUUGCUCAGUCCCUGCUCCUGCCAACCUAGCAGUUUGAAAGCACGUCAAAGUGCAAGUAGAUAAAUAGGUACCGCUCUGGCGGGAAGGUAAACGGCGUUUCCGUGCGCUGCUCUGGUUCGCCAGAAGCGGCUUAGGGCUUAGUCAUGCUGGCCACAUGACCCGGAAGCUGUACGCCGGCUCCCUCAGCCAAUAAAGCGAGAUGAGUGCCGCAACCCCAGAGUCGGCCACGACUGGACCUCAUGGUCAGGGGUCCCUUUACCUUUACCUAUGGUAAUAAGCAAUUGAAUAAAAAUAAGCUGGAACGUUGCAGCUCUUACCUUUCCCCUGUGUUCCCCCUGCAAGGCUAAUGAGGCAUUGCAAAGCUAAUUUAGACAUUUUGCAGCAGAAGUUCCUACGCCCCAUGUCAUCCUUUUCUAAAAAGGCACUAAACUAAUACCUCCCUUUACCCUCUUUCCUGUGCAGCACUGAUGCAGGCGACAGCCCGAUGGGGACCACGACCACCACCAACCUGGAGCAGCCUCAGGUGAUCCCCUCCCAAGGCGACCUCCUGGGUGACCUCUUGAACCUUGACCUCGGCCCACCAGUGAACGUGCCCCAGGUGUCUUCCAUGCAGAUGGGGGCUGUGGAUCUUCUUGGAGGAGGGCUGGAUAGUCUGGUGAGCGGAACGCUUUUGAACUUUAUUUUGCUGGAGGUCAAGUUGCUUUGGCCCUGGAGUCCCCAAGCUCUCAGUCUCUAGGCUAGCUGCAUAACUAAAAAAUCCAGACUGCUACCUGCUUCCCUUUGUGCUAAGCAGCAGGAAGCAGGGGAGAGCGAAGGGGUCCAGGCAGCCGCCACAGAAAGUGGGAGCCACAGGGAUCUUCUUUGCCCCAUUUCAGAUUUCCCCAUUUCAGCAAGAACAAAGCUGCCACCUCUCUCUAUCCCUGCCCUCCAUUUGUGGUGGGGGAGCAGUAUCUGGCGUUGACAGCUGCUUAGAGUGGAACUAAAUAUCACAGCGGUCGUGGGGAACCUGUGGCCCUUCCAGAUGUUGCUGGGACCUUGCUUGGCUGGGGCAGGUGGGAGCUGCAGUGUCCUAUCCUGGUCUCGUGCAGGAGCCCACAGGGUAAAGGCAGGUCAGCUGCUUCAGCACCAUGGAGAGCUCCUCCUGAGCAACUUGCUCCAACAAGGGCCCCUGUUUUCUAGAACAAGAAUCUAUUUAGGGCAGAUUCACGCCAUUCAUUUAAAGUCCUAUAAUACUGCUCCAAACAGUCCUGGCUUCCCCCAGAAAAUUCUGGGAACUGUUGCUUGAAUGAACCUGAAUAAAUGGGGAAUCCUCUGGAUGUUGCCAGACUUAAACUCCCAUCAUCUCCUGCCUGUUGGCCAUGUUGACUGAGGCCAAGAGGAGCCAGAGUCCAAAUGCAUCUGGAGGGCCACAGAUUCCCUGGUUCUAAAAGAAUAUAAUUUUCUGUCUUGCUGGGACCUGAGCUGCCAAAGGUUGUAUUCACACUAUACUUUUAGAGUACUGCGUUACCACUUUUAAGAAGUCAUGGCUUCCCCCAAAGAAUCCUGGGAGUUGUAGUUGGUUCAGGGUGCUGAGAGUUGUUGGGACGCUCCUUUUCCCACCACAGAGCUACAGUUCCCAGAGUGGCUUAACAAUCCCUCUUCCCAGGGAGCUCUGGGAGGGCAACAGGAGUCUCCUAGCAACUCCCAGCCCCCUGAACAAACUCCACUUCCCAUAACUGUUUAAAGUGGCAUCAGACCCAUGAGGGUCCUGGCUAGACCCUGGAGCUGAGCAAAAGGUGCGGAAGAUGGAGCAUGAGGAUAUCAUGUCAUGCAUCUAACUUUUCGACGAGAUGUUCUUUAGAGAGGAGGAGGAGGAGGGAAACACAGCUGCCGGUUCUCUGCAUCCAUCUUGCCUUCUUUGUAGCUGUGCAAACUUCGGUGUCUUGCAUUUGGUUUUUACUAGAACCCCAAGAUCCUCCAAUCGCAGCCAGGUACAAAAUGCUGGAGGUGGCGGGGGUGUAACAUACCCUCGGAUUUAAGGAACAGGGCGCCUUACUUGAGUGCAUGCUCAGUAAAGGGUUUGUUUUCAACACCCAAACUGGGCUCUUGGUUCCCCCCUCAAGCUUUAUUCAUUUCAACUGCAUAAUUUAGAAAGCAGAGGGGGGCGGUGGAGGGGCAGAGCCUUGUUGUUGUUGCUAUUUUUAAACAACGGGGAGUCAGAAUCUACUGCAGAUCUACAGCAAAUCGCUCUGAGAUCUGCUUUCUAGCCCAACCACAGUACUAGCAUAUUCAGUGCUGUUCUCAGAGACAAGGGUGCUGUGACAUAAUUUUAUAUAUACCGUAUUUUUCACUCUAUAACAUGCACCUGACCAUAACACGCACGUAGUUUUUAGAGGAGGAAAACAAGAAAAAAAAUAUUCUAAACGAAACAGUGGAUGUAUGAUUUUUGUGGUUCAUGCUGUGGCCACAGACAUGUGAUCUGACAGUCAGUUUGGAGUAGCCCAAUGCAAAAAUCCUGAGGAUCCAUGUGGAUCCAUGCUUUGUAACCAUGUUUUUGCACCACUGCGGCCCCAGGCAACAGUGGGUACGUGUUUUUUUGGUGCAAGAUGUAGCCAUGGACAUGCCAUGUGAUCUGAUGGUGAAUUUGGGGUGACCCAGUGCAAAAAUCCUGAGGAUCCAUGUGGCUCCGUGCUUUGUAACCACGUUUUAAGUGAGGAGGGAAGGAAAAGCACUCAAGGGACAAGGAGCACGCGUGGGGUGGGUGGAGAAGGAUGCUGCUAAUAAUGAAGAAGAGGGGUAUAAGGGGAGAAGGCUCCUCUCCUCUCCCACUUUGCUCCUUUAAAGCCAGCAGGCUCUGCUUUUCUUCCUCCUCCCCGCUCAUCCCCGGCUUAGCGAGCUGAAAAACUUUGCUGCUAUGUAGCGAGCUGAGUGGGGAGGAGAGAGGGACAGAGAGCCUGCUUGCUUUAAAGGAACCAACUGGACAGGAGCCGAUUACACUCGUGUAAGCGGCUCCUCUCCUCUCCCGCUUUGCUCCUUUAAAGAAGCAGGCUCUCUGUCCCUCUCUCCUCCCCACUCAGCGGCUCUUCUCCCGCUUUGCUGUUUCAAAGCGAGCCACGGAGGAGGGAAGGAAGGGGAACCAUGGAUCCUCUGCUCACGACUGCAGCAGAUCCCCCCGCCAUCCGUAGGCAUUCGCUCCAUAACACGCACAGACAUUUCCCCUUACUUUCUAGGAGGAAAAAAGUGAGUGUUAUGGUGCAAAAAAUACGGUAUAUAUUGCAUUGAUAGCACCACCUUUUUCUCCAUGGAGUCCAAGGUGGUGUACAUGGUUCUCCCCCUCCUCACAUAAUCUCCACAGCAGUCCUUUGAGGUAGGCCAGGCUGAGAGGCAGUGAGUGGCCCAAGGUCACCCAGGCUUUCGAACUCUGUAGUGCCAGGAGCCCUUUCCUCCUCUGUUGUUUUGCCAAGAGACCUUAUGUGCUCUAGCAGAGGAUUCUGGGAGAUACUUGUAGGAGACACGGUCUUCUUGCUGUUAAUAUUUUAUUUCCCCUGCCCCGCCCUCCCUCUCACAAGCGCAAUAAGAAAGGCACAAGGUUAAAAACAAAGUGGAAAAGUGCAAUCCAAAACACAGCGGGCCAGUCUUUUCCCAGGGGCUGUUGACCAAGCGCCUGAGAGCAUCCCCAAAGCUCUCUCUGGCAGGCUGUAGGAGGGAAGGCAAGAUCAGCAGCCGAGAGCGAGCCAUCCUUCAGGGAAGCUCAUCCGCUCUAAUGGAGCUCCUCUUGGAGGAGAUGGGGGGGGGCUGGGAAACAGAGCCAGACAGGCUUAGAAGGAACUGGAGUCUAAUCCAGAGUCUAAUCCAGAGUGGCAGUUCUCCUAAAAAUCAUUAAAAUUCUGCGCCAGGAGAAGGGGAGUUCUGUGACCGUGUGUCAGUUAUGCAGAUUGGGGAAACUUUUUUUUGCAUAAUUUUGCGUUUGCAUCUUUUAUUCAGGAACGCACACUGCCUUGCACUGCCUUUGGUUUAUGCUAACUUUUGAGAAGGUCGCAGAGCUAGACGGGGCUCAGUUUCCUUCUCCUCCCCCCACCAGGGUGUUUUGCCAUAUGUCAAAAAGCUUCCUGCUUAGGCAGGUAUUCGGUGUUUAGCCAAUGCAUCUUGUUUUUAUUAUGCUGUGAUUUAUUUUUUGCAAGGAGAGGGGGGCAUUGCAUUUUAUGCUUGGUUUAGUUCAGUGGUUCCCAAAGCAGACAGUGCUGGCUCCCAAGGGUGGGGUGUACUGGGGGGUGGGGUGCUGGAAGUGCAAGUGACUAUCAGACUUUGAAAAGCCGGCGUCCCUGGAUCAAGUUCAUCCAUUUUGUUGAAUGGAUUAAACUAAAUAGUUUUAAUCGGAUUUUGAAUAAAUAUGCAAUUAAUUGUCCCUGCUCUGAAUUUUAUUGUGUCUAUCAUCUUCCCUAGUGGGCUGUGCAAAUCUCCAUUCUGAAUAAUGUUUUUAACAUGGUAGGGUUUGGGCCAGGAGAGGCAGGUUUAUGUAACCAAGGCAGCAGUGGCCCCCCAAAUUUUGGGAACAACUGCUUUAGUUGGUCUGAUAAAAAUCUACAUCUAAUAAAUCAGCAAAGUAAGAAGUAAAUAAGCAAAAUGAAAAUGCUUCUGUUCCUUCAACCACUGAAAAUCACAUUCUGUCCCAGCUCCUUCCAGCUUCUAAUACUUAUAGAAAUGCUGCCAACACAUUUUAAUGCAUAUUUUUGCAGCCUUGAGGGCUAGAAACUUGUGCGUUAAAUGCUUUGUCAGAUUUGUUAUUGAUUUAGUUUCAUGAUUUUAUUAGGAUCUUUGCUGGUUUUGAUUGUGAUUAUUAUCGAAACCCGCUCUAGGACGAUCUUGGGGAGGGGGAGGAAGGGGAUUGUAAAUACAACUAAUAAGUAAGUGAAAGCCAGUGGCGCUUUCCAGGGUGCUAAAGUUUUAGCGCCCUGUUCCACAACGCACUUUGCCUGCAGAGCCGCAAUGUGUGCAGAGCCCUGUUUUCAUUCUGAGCUGCGGCCUGGUUGCCCCCCAGUCUGGACUCGGCUCAGGAAAUGAUUUGUUGCCUCCUGCCACUCGGACUCCGCUUUAAGCUCCGUGGAGAGGAGGCGCUCUGAGGCUUCCUGUCAGCUCUCUCGGCUGCCGAUGUGCUGCUUGCGAGCAGAUGCGCUGCCCUGUCACUCAUUAGCCCUUCCAUUAAGGGCUCUGCGUCUUCCGGCUGCCCUGGCCCUCCCCGAUGGCUGAGCCUUUGAACGGCAGGUCUCCCCGGCGCUUCUCUCUGUUAUUAGCUCCACCUUGCUUCUCAUCCCGGCUGGGACUUAGAGGCGCCACGUCCCUCACGUAACAUUGCAGGAUCUUGGCAGCGCCUCAGCAGAAGAGUGCUUGUCUUCUUGUUUGCCUGCCUGCCUGCCUCACACAUGGCUCUUAGAUAGGAAUCCGGAGAAGGCAGAUGCCCAGAGUAAAACUGCAUUAGCGUGGAGGAGAAUUUUGCUGGAACGAGUUCCUGGGGCAGCCUGUCUUGUGGGAACGGAGCCGAGAAAUGUCCCCUGCUGACUCAAGCACCUGCCAUCAUUUCUUUUUGUUGGCAUCUGUCUGUCUCGGGAGACAAUAGAGAAGUGGAUGUGAAGUCAAACUUGUUGGCAGUUUGCAGUGCCUGCUUUGGCUGUAGAGACUGAUAAGGGAGAGGCAUGUUUUGUUGCAGCUGGGGCAGACAAAGGUGUCCGGUUGUAUUGCUGCAGAUGCAGUGUGGUGUUUCUUCUCUCUGUGCUCCUCCCAGCGGUCAUUCCUCCUCUGGUCACUGCUGUGGAUGCAUGACCUGACUGCUUGUCUCCAGGCACAUCGUUUAUUUAUUUAGAAAGCUUUUAUAAACCACUUCACGUUUUAAAAAUCUCUUAAGCAGUGUGCAGUCUUCAAAACAGAUGAUAUUAUUAGGGCAGUAAACCAACAGUAUUAAAUCAUUAGAAACAAAUGAAAAAGCAGAACAGAACAUGUUACCAUAUGUGGUGGACAUGCAGCUGUGGUUAUUAGAAUAGCAGAAAUACUGAGACAUGAAGUUCCCUUAGAUUCAGCAUUGAUAUUGCUCCACUGUAUGUCAUUUAUUGUCCAGAAAGAACAUAAGGAAUUUGCAUCCUUUUUGUUAGCAGCUGCAAGAAUGUUCGUGACUCAAAACUGGGAAGUUACAUGAUUCCCUUUUGGGGAAGGAUGGCUUUAAAAAGUUUGGGAUUUACCUAAGAGCGAGAAUUGCAAGUGGCUGUAGAAAUAAAUUCUGGGGAAACAAGUCGUUUAGCAAUCCCUCUUCCCAGGAAAUUCUGGGAGGGGAAUAGGGGGCUGAUGACUCUUGACACCCUGAACAAACUAUAGCGUCUAUGAUUCUUUGGGGGAAGACAUGACUUUUGAAAGUGGCAUAAUGGUGCUUUAACAUACAGUGUAAUUGUCGCCAAAGGAAACUGCUCAACAAGAUUCCCAGCCACUUCAGCACCAUGGACAGUACUUUGCUGUCUUGUAGUCAGACCAUUCCGGCCCAUAACCAAUCAGCUUCCCCCCAGCCUGCUGCUCUCGAGGUGUUCGGGCUCUGAAUAUUUUUGGUGGGCUGGACCAAUCCAGAAGUGUUUAUGCUGCCUGCCAGUCACACAGGGCUGACAUUUCUGCCCUCUGGGGCUGGAAAAGGACUCUGAAGCUCAAACACACACACACAGAGUCCCAAGAGGCUCACUAGGCCAGUGCCCUGUUUAGAUGCCAUAAGGCUACCUAUUGAAACCCCAGACAAGUUUCUUGUAGGGAAACUUGGGUCUCCAGGAAUCCCCCUUCCCCUAUUUCCGCCAGAUCUACAAAGCUUGGGGAAGAGGUGUGUGUGUGUGUGUGUGUGUGUGUGUGUGUGUGUGUAAAAAUUAUAAUUAUUAUGUGAAUGAACGAGAAGCUGUGAUUGUCUCUUUCAAAGUCGGCUUCCCAGCCCCGUGGCUCUUUUUGAGAUAAUCUUGGCGCAGGAACCGAUGAAAGGCAGAUAAAAACAUCUGGUGCUAUUAUGCAGAAUUAUUCACAAGCUGUUUUGACACUGCUUUUAUGUAAGAGGCUUGCUGAUAAGAAGCUUGCUUGCUGUUUCCACCCUCCCCCUUCCUUGUUUCACAAGGGAACACUCCUGAAGGCCCCUGGGGGGGGCACCUCUGACUCCUCCAUGGCUGGGAAUGAAUCUGCCGGGGGCUCCUCUCUUUCCCUUACGAGGGCUGCCUUCUCCACACAAGGCAAGCCUCCCGUUCUGCCUGCAAAUGCGGCAAUAAAUUGAAACGAGGCAAUAGCCCCACACGGUUACGACUGCAAGAGGGAGUCGUAAAUGCAUAAGUGCUCAGAUAUUUCCCCCCUCUGGAAAUACAGCGCUCAGCUGGCUGUAAUGAAGGACUGUAGCUCAGUCGCAGAGCAAAUACCUUGCAUGAAGCUGAUGGGCCCAGGUUCAUUCCAGGAAAUUCCGCCUGCCAGAAACAGUGACUCCUGUUGGUGCAGUCAGGGCAGGGAACCCCUUUGGCUCAUUGAGCGGCUUUCUGGGAGGUGCAAGGUAAUAGUGGGUGGAGCCAGAUGCAGAAGUGGGUGGAGCGGCCCAUGUGGCCCUUAAUCGGCACUCCAGCCGCACAAAAGCCAGGGAUUUUUACACACAUGAAUCAUCUCAAGCAAGAGACGGGACUACAGUUCACUUUCCAGCCAAUCAAAAGCACUUGAGAAGGGGGCAGAGCAAGGGUGGAGAGAAGGGGUGGCCUGGGGAGAGUCCCGAGGGCCAGAUAGAGGAGACUGGAGGGCCUGAGGUUCUCUGGCCUUUGCUGUAUACUGUACUUUGAGGUAGAAGGAGCAGUGGCACCUGACUUAGUACCGUAUUGGCUCGAAUAUAACCCGCCCUUUUUUUUUUCAAAUUCCGUCCGUGAAAAGUUAAAGUGCGGCUUAAAUUUGCAACCUUACAAAAAUUGGCUUUUACGAUAUUGCUGUAGGAUUUUCUUCUACAUUUGCCAUUUAAGGGUGUGAGUGCAUGCUGAAUUUUAAGGUAGUGGCUUAUAUUUGGGUAUUUUCUCCCCACUCCCCUUGAAUUUUAAAGGUGCGGCUUAUUUGUGGUGGGGCUUAUAUUCGGGCCAAUACGGUAUAAGGCAACUCUGCUCCCCAUCAGCCAGACCUGACCAUUUGCUAGGAACUCUGCAACACACAUUUCAGUAGAACAGCAUAAGAAGAACCUGUCUCCUGGAUCAGGCCGGGGGGCAGGGCAUGGCAUCUAGCCAAGCACCCUGUUCUGACAGUGACUAACCAGGUAGAACCAUAGAAUUGUAGAGUUGGAAGGGACUCCAAGGCUCAUCUAGUCCAACCUCCUUCAGUGCAGGAAUGUCCCUUGGAAUCACGGAAGCGGGACCUGAGCACAACGGCACUCUCCCCUCCUGCGGCUUCCAGCAGCUGGUGUUCAGAAGGGAGCACACUGCCCUCAUGCCUAGGAGCGAUUGCGACCCAUACCUUCCUUGAAUUUAGUAAAGUUGCUAACUGCGCCCAAGAGCAUCGCAGGGACUUUCUUGUGUUGGUCACCUAGCCUUCAUUGUAACUUCAGUUGUACUCUAUAAAGUCAAAACUGGGUGGAUGUGUCGUCUCUGCUGGAAGAAUACAAAUUCUAUGGGUUCAGAUGCAGGUGGUUAUCUAGGAACGACUUGGACAAAUAUGGUGACACUUUAAAAAGCUGUAGCUUUGGUACGGCAGAUCUCCUGGAUGUCCGGAGCAUGCCUACGAGAUCUCUAUGGCCAGUGCCCACGUUUUGCAUUUCUCUUGCUUUUGCCUGGAUUCAGCUUUUACUCCCUGCGGACUUUUUGGGGUUUCAGGCUUGUGGCUGUCCUCGCCUUUGCUAUAUCGAUGCUCCUGCUGGGCGACUAGUCUGCUCACGGUGAAAGGGACGGGGCGUGUGGUGUUGCAGCACUUCUUGGGGUCCUUUGUUUUUCUGGCACCUGACAACCUCGCUGAAAUGAACUCCCCCCCCCCUUUCUCUUUCCCCCCUUCUCCCUGAUUCUUUCUCUCUUGCAGCUUGGCAGUGACCUUGGCGGGGGAAUUGGAGGCAGCCCAGCAGUAAGUCUCCCCCAUUCAUUUUACCCCCUUGGAACACAAUGCUCUGUUCUCUUUUCCUCUCCAUCCCCUUCCCACAGGCCCUUUCCAACACACACACCAGAAGUGCCCUAAAUACUCAGAGGAAGGGCCGUUGCUCGGUGGUGGAGCCUCGCUUUGCAUGGCAGGAUAUCCCAGGUUCAGUCCUCAGCUGCAAGCCCAAGUAGUCCAUUUUAUCCUCUGAGGUAGGCUAGUCUGAGAGGCAGUUUCGCUCCAAGGUCACCCAGUGAGUUUCAUGGCUGAGUGGGGAUUUAAACACUGGUCCUAGUCUGACACUCUAACCCAGCCUUUCUCACCCUUGGGUCCCCGGAUGCUGUUGGACUACAACUCCCAUCAUUCCUAGCCAGCAUGGCCCAGUGGUCAGGGAUGAUGAGAGUUGUAGUUCAAGAACUUCUGGGGGCCCAAGGUUGAGAAAGGCUGCUCUAACCACCACACCAUGCUGGCUCUUCAUGGGUUUGUACAGGGCCAGUUCUUUCUUUCAGAGUUUUGUACCCCCACUUUGCCCUCGGCUUCCUGAAUUCAUACAAAUCUGAUCAUUUUAAUGUCCUGGGUGCCUUUUUGUGUUGUUUUUUUUGCAAGUGCUUGAGAAUGCAGGAAUGGAAAUGAGAGCUGAUUAGCACCACCUGGGCUAAAGAGCUCCCCUGAGUGUCCCUCGCUCGCCCUCCGCCCUUGGCCCUCCCCACCCUCCAAAGCCUUUUGAGAAGAAGGGAGGACUCUUAGGCAGGCGGUUUUCAAAGGACGCUCACCCUGCGAAGGUGAUGGGGGAGAUGAUUGCGGGGAUUAAAUUUGCAGAGCGCAUUGGUAUGCAAAUCCAUUAUUUGGCACUCUUGAUAAUUCAACGAGAUUCCGGUAAAGAGCUUUGAAAUAUUCAGGAUAUAACCCGAGUUUGUGGUUUAUUUAAUAAAGGCAUCCACUGUGUGCAAAACGCUGAGAUGCCGUCGUCCUUUUCCUCCUCCGUUUCUUGCUUCCAGGUGGGGCAGACCUUCAUUCCAUCAUCGGUUCCAGCAACCUUUGCCCCGUCUCCGACGCCGGCCGUGGUCAGCAGCGGACUCAACGACCUCUUUGAGCUCUCUUCCGGCAUUGGGAUGGCGCCCGGAGGAUACAUGGCACCCAAAUCGGUACUUGCAGAGAGUGGCUGCAGCAUUACACCUUUCCCAGUACAAUUUGUCUGGCGGUUUCUCUUUAGGUUACGAUAAACUGAGUUUGUUUUCUACUCCCCCUCCCCAUUGUUCCAUAUUUAGUUAUUUGGAAUCAUUUAUAUACCGCUCACUGUGGAAAAUCCCGAAACAUAAUACAUUAAAUCUAUAUCUACAUCACAAAUUAUCAUUAGAGGGGGAAACAGGUCAACCCAAUCUAGAGCAAAUUAUCAGGGAAAGCCUGGGCAAAAAGGGAUUUUUAUUUUUAAACAUGGCAGCCCUCUAAUCACGCUUCCGUUGUCUGCCCGUUUGCUUCCAAGCUAGAUGGAUUGAGUAUUAAAAUCAUAGAAAUUGUAGUGUUGGGUGAUCUGGUGGUCAUCUAGCCUGACCCCCUGCUUAGUGAAGGAUCUACAACAGCUACAGUAUCCCUGAUAGCUCCAGGGAAGGCCGUACCACCACCACCCAAGGCAGCCUUUUCAAUUGCCCAACAGCCCUCACUGCUAGGAAGCUUCCCCAUAUGUGUUGCCAAAAUCUACUUCCCUGCCAUUUCCAGCCACUGGUUCUAAUCCUGCCCUCUGGAGCAACAAGAGAGCAAGUCUGCUCCAUCUUCUGCACUCUUGAUGGCCUCCUCUUGUGCCAUCCUGCCCCAUUUGCUCAGGUCAGCACGGGAGGAACCCCCCCUCCGGUGAUGCACCCCCCCCCCCACUGUCUUAAGGCACCUUCUUGAAAGAGCCUUCUCUGUUGCAACACCCAGGCUGCGGAACUCCCUGCCCCAGGAAAUUCAUCCAGCAAUUCGUAUUGGUGCUUUGGCACCUCUCUUAACAAUCUUCCUGUUAAUGGCAGGAAGUCCUCGGGUUUGAACUCUAUGCUGGGCUACCCCAUGAAAGAUGAUUGUUUUAAAAUAAAAAAACCCUGAUUCUUUCAACCAUCCAGAAAUGAUUUCAUCAGCUAUCAGAACCUGAUUGCUUUUUAAUUGCUGAGGCUAGCCGCCUUUGAAAUGGAAAAGGCAGGACGUAAGCAUCUCUCCAGGCCCAGCCCCAUUUGACACUGACCACAGUUUCCCCAAUAACUUUUCAGGUCUGGCUGCCGGCCGUGAAAGCCAAAGGCCUGGAGAUCUCCGGCACCUUCAGUCACCGGCAAGGGCACAUCUACAUGGACAUGAGCUUCACCAACAAAGCUUUGCAGCACAUGACGGACUUUGCCAUUCAGUUUAACAAGAACAGGUAAGGCCGCCGAGUAACAGGGGUGGUUACCUGGAGUCUGUUUGCCUGAUUCUGCUGGAGGGCAUUCCUGAUAAGGAUGACGUCUCCUCCUGGAAGAAUCAGGCAGGUCCUCUGAAGCUUUUUGCCUCUUCUCCAGGGGUGGCAGGAGUCAUCCCUCUCUCCAGGCUGUACCCUGCCGGCAUUUGGUGAUGGUUGAGUCUUCCCCGCCCCUGAGAAAACUAGUAUUUCUCAUGUUUGUUUUGUGCCUCUCCAUCAGUUUGGUGAUCUUUAAGACUCCAGCCAGAUGGGUGGGGUAGAAAUAGCAACAUUAUUAAAAUUAUUAAUACAGGGCAAAACUAAUCAACACACGCGGUGGGCAUGUGGGAAAGCGGCUUGGUUUUGGGAGGAUGUCUGGGACUCAGGGCAGAUUACACAGAUAAAAUAGAACAAGCUAGUAUAGAAAGGACAAUGUAAUUAAACACUAAUAGAAUUAAAAGGGUAUAAAAAGAGAUAUUAAAAACACAGACAACAACAGUAAAAACAAAAAUAAAAGCAAUUAUUGGACUAAAUAUCUCUAAGCAUCCGGAGCUGGCUCUCCUCAGUCUUUUCACGGGAGACAAUAUUAACUUACAGUUUAACCUUUAGUAAGUUCUCUUCUGCUAGCAGAGAGGCUCCCCAUCACAAGAUACAGGAAGAACUUAGAGGGUGCUUCUCUGUGACAAAUUUGUACAACAAAUGAUGGCAAAUAGCUCUUACGGGAAAAUUGAAUAAUAAAAUAAAAUGGGCACGAGGCUUGAAGCACAACUGAUUGGCACAGUUUUAUUAUGUACAUGGCUAAAAGUGAUAAUUACAUUUUGAUUAACAUAAAUUAUAGUUUGAUAUAUUUUAUAUUUUGAUACACAUAAAAAAUACAGCUACCCAAAUAUACAGUUUUAUCCAACUAAACUAAUUCAGCCUGUCCUUUGACUUCCUAUGCCCAAUGAGGGGAAAAAGUUAGUCCAGCAAUAUAUGAGACCUUACUGGAUAAACCAGUUCUGAUUGCCAGUCCUUUAUCCGGAUUAGUUGGCAAGAGGAGGAGUCAGGGGAGGGUAAAUUUCUCUUAUCAGAUCAGAAUAGAAAUUGCAGUGCAGGAGUACACAUGCCAUAGAUUCAGGGACUCCCAUCUGACGUGGCCCACGUUGUACAGCUAUUUGUGAAACAUUAAAUCUUGCAAGUGGAACACUCUGCAAGCUUGUAUGUUCUUAAUGGGAUGGCGUGUUUCUGUGUCCGUGUCUCUGGGCCUUCCUGUGAGCUUUCCAGAGGCAUCUGGCUGGCCGGCGGUUGUUGUUGUUGCUGACUUAUUAUAUUUGUUAAACAAUGAAUGCUAGACUAGCAGACCACCCCAACCACCCUCAUCCAGAAAAGCAGCUCUUUCAGUCUCUUCCCCCCACCCCAAAAAGAGAGAGAUCCUCUGCCUUCUUUCGCUGAGCCUUUCAUCUUCUUUCCCCAGUUUUGGGGUCAUCCCCAGCACCCCGCUGGCCAUCCACACUCCUCUGAUGCCAAACCAGAGUAUCGAUGUUUCUCUUCCUCUCAACACUCUGGGACCAGUCAUGAAGAUGGAGCCUCUCAACAACCUCCAGGUGUGGAGUGGGGCAGGGGUGGAGGAGAAUUGGGGAAGGGGCAUUGGCGGGGGGAGAAGAGCCUGGGAUGUCUGGGGUUUGCAGAGGGGGGAAAGGGGAAAGCAAUUGUAGCAGAAUCUUCAAGCUUUUUGAAGCACCGUCUGGGGAACAAGGCAAGCUUUCUCUCCUUCCCACUCUGGUCAAACUAGAAUAGGGUUGACAACAAGCUAAACACACGUUGACGGAACUCCCAUCAGCCCCUGCCAUUGGUUCUGAUGGGCAUCCGCCAAUACCUAGCAAGCACUGCGUUGGCUCUCCUUGACCUGGAACCUGGGGUUAUCCAGUGACUUUGUUUGGUGGUGCUUGGCACAGGCAGAAGGAAGAACUUCACUUGAUGGUCUCACUCUCGUUUUGAAAAGAUACCUAUUCAUAGUCGGCAAAUACAGUGGUACCUCGGGUUACAGACGCUUCAGGUUACAGACUCCGCUAACCCAGAAAUAGUACCUCAGGAUAAGAACUUUGCUUCAGGAUGAGAACAGAAAUCGUGAAGCAGCGGUGCGGCAGCAGCAGGAGGCCUCAUUAGCUAAAGUGGUGCUUCAGGUUAAGAACAGUUUCAGGUUAAGAAUGGACCUCCGGAAUGAAUUAAGUUCUUAACCUGAGGUACCACUGUAAACAAUUAUUUUUUUACUAAACUAUACUAGACUCAAAUGUUUAAAUGUUUUAUUGAUUGUCAUCUUCCUGCCACACCCGCAUGCCACUGCUUUAAAUAGUUGUUUCCAGCUUUGGAUUCCCCUCCGCCCGGACAUUUUUUUUGUUUUGUUCUUUCUGCUACCAUUGAGCAGUAUAUAAACAUGAUGAAGUAAAUAAAGCAAAUUAAAUUUAAAUGUGAGAUGCAGCAGCGACCAAAGCGCAUCUCUGGGUUUGGGGGCUGCAACUUGCCUGUCUAGUCAGAUCCAGCUCUCUGUUUGGUUGUGUGACUUGAUUGGGGGCAGUGCAGAGGCACCAGAUACCUGUGGAGGUUUCGCCCGGCAACAAAAUUCAAGGUUAAUUAACUGCUUAAGGUGCCGGCUUCUCCUUUCAGCUGUUCUCUCUGGUGCCUUCAUGGUUUAUUAAUGAACCUUCAGGCAGGUGGCUCAAAAUAGCAGCCUCGGCGCUUGGAGGCUGUUGCUUUGGUGCCAAGAGGUGCGGCUGUAGCGGUUUCUGCAUGUAUGUCUUUGGGGAAGAUGGGGAGGGGGGUGGAGCUGAAAGCACCCUGACAGGCCCCAAAUACGCCUGCGACAAACCUCAAGGUUCAAGCUGCCUACCUCUGAAUCCUAGUUGCCUAGAGUUUUGCAGACAUUGUGGGCAAAUUUUAGCAGGCUGCAGGCCAGGCCUCUGAAUUUUGGUUCUCCUGUAGGGAAGAAACAGGAUCCGUGAUGUGGGUUGUCUCCGCCCAUCUCAUCACUGGCAGGAAGUUAAACUUUGGAGCAAUACAACAGGGGCAGGUCAACCCCCUAAUUCCAUAUUUACUUCCUGCCUUCACUACUGGUAGGAGGUUUCUUGCCUGCUCUAGGCACGGCAAAGGAAAAGGUGGGAACGCCAUCUCAGAAGGGAUUUUUCCUUUGUUUCUUCCUGGAUCAUCUCCUUGCAGGGCUUUGAAGUGGCCCAUGUAUGCUGACAACAGCCCUGCAAGGUAGAUUAGGCCCGAUGACUAAAGAUUAAUGGAGUUUGAACCCACAUAAUGGAACAGGACGCUGGACUUAAAUGGACGCACUCUGACAGCAUCCCUGCUAAGGGGACCAUCCAGCCGCUCCUUUAAAACCCCUAACAAAGGAGGACCCAACCUUUUUACGAGGCUCCCUGUUCUGCUGUCGGCAGCUCAAAGCAUCAGAAACAUCUUCUUAACAUUUAAUCAGAAAUGAACAACUGAUUUGCUCCUUCACCUUCGGGGCAGCCCUUUGGAACACCUGGAAGCCACAGAUCUCGAGAAGCAUUUUGAGGAAAACCACUGACAGGAAUGGUUCUGAAAAGCAUUUUGCAAUCCAAGCGCACAUCCCACUGACCUCCUCCUUGCCAGCAGAGACCCUCUUGGAAGGCUGCCUCACUGUUGACUUACUCAAGAAGGGCUCUUAGAAACCUGACAUGAUAAAAGUUUAUAAUAUUUUGCAUGGCAUGGAUAGAUAGGUGGAGAAAUACUUUUAUCUAUCAUAGCACUACAACUGGUGGACAUCCAAUGAAGCUGAAUGCUGGAAGAUUCAGAACAGAUAGAAUAAAGUCCUCCCAUCAUGCAGGGCAUAGUUAGACUAUGGAACUCCCUCCUACAGGAGGCAGGGCUGGCCAUGAACCUAGAUAGUUUUAAAAUGUUUAGCCUGGAAAAGAGGAGCCUGAGAGGGCAUAUGAAAGCCACCUUCCAAUAUCUCAAGGCCUGUCCCAUGGAAGAGGGAUCAAGCUUGUUUUCUCCUGCUCUGGAAGGUAGGACUCAAACCAAUGGCUUCAAGUUAAAAGAAAGGAAAUUCUGACACCAUCACGAAGAGCAUUUUGACAGAGGAAUGGUCUCUUUGUGAGGCUGUGCCUCUUCUUCCAUGGAGGUUUUUAAGCAGAGGUUGGAUGGCCAUCUAAUAAUAAUAAUAAUAAUAAUAAUAAUAAUAAUAAUAAUAAUAUUUUAUUUGUAUCCCACCCUCCCCGGCUAAAACUGGGCUCAGAACGGCUAACAACAAGUGAAAAUAGCACAGUGUAUAUAAAAUCACACAGUCAAUUAAUUAAAAUACAUUCUAAAAUCAAUUCAGAAUCAAAUUAAUGGCAACCAGUGGGUUAGAGUUCCAUGAGGAUUACAGAAGGAGAGAGGGGGCCAGACUGUGCCUUGGCCAAAGGCCAGGUGGAACAGCUCCAUCUUGCAGGCCCUGCGGAAAGAUGUCAAGUCCCGCAGGGCCCUCGUCUCUUGUGACAGAGCACAGAUCGGGGCCACGGCCAAAAAAGCCCUGUCUCUGGUCUGUUUUAGCCGAGAUUCCUGCAUUGCAGGGGGUUGGACUAGAUGGCCCUUGGGGUCCCUUCCAAAUCUACAGUUCCAUGAAAAAGGGUUGGGACAAAUUCACGGAGGAGAAGGCUAUCAGCCAGGCUACUAGCCUGGAUGGCUAUGCUCUGCCUCCACGGCUGGAGGCAGCAAUGCUUCUGAAUAGCAGUUUCAGAAGGAGAGAGGGCUCUUGUGUUCAGACCGUCCUUGCUGGUUUCCCUUUAGGGCAUCUGCUUGGUCACUCUGGGGAACGGGAUGCUGGACUAGAUGGGUAACUGGCCUGGUACUGCAGGGUUCUCUAUUUACGUUCUUACGCCCUGUUGCUCAGUUUAUGUCCCUGUUUCAGAGAACGGCCUUUGGGACCCAGAUCUUUUCUCGAGAGCUCUUUCCAGGGAGGCAGGCCGCCCUUCUGACUCAGCUUGUGCCUGUUGUAUUGACGUUUGUCGGUGGAAUGUUCGAAUUUGGAACAUUUUCUUCGCUCGACAUGCUUAGCUGCUUCUUGAGCCACCUGGCACUUGGCACGCUCUUAAAACACAAGUGCAGCUCACAAGAGCGUUCUGCUUUCUGGCUGGCGCCCCUCCUCCAAAGGGUGGCAGUAGCACGUGUCAGUUUUACUUGGUGCAGAAAUUCAGCAUUCCAAAAUCCCGGAGCUAGUUUUUAGGGCCAAGAGAGAAACUCCAGGAGGGGAGGCGAUUUAUUUUUAUUAUGGUAAAAUCUAUUAAUCGCCUUCUAAACUGCCACCUCAAGGUGAUUUACACAUAAGGAAAAAGAGUUUUAAAACAAUCAACGCUUUUAAAACAAGACUAACAUGUCAACAAGUGGGGGCUUGUAGCAAAGACGCCUUUAACCAGCUGGGAAAGCCUAUCGGAACCAAAAUGGCUUCAAAUAUUUCUGGAAAAUACAGAAUGGGCGCCUAUUGUAUCUUAACAGGGAUGCUGUUCCACAAAGCAGGGGCAGCCAAACUGAAGGCCCUGCUCCGAGAUACAGUGGUACCUUGGUUUAAGUACUUAAUUCGUUCUGGAGGUCUGUUCUUAACCUGAAAUUGUUCUUAACCUGAAGCACCACUUUAGCUAAUGGGGCCUCCUGCUGCUGCCACACAAUUUCUGUUCUCAUCCUGAAGCAAAGUUCUUAACCCGAGGUAAUAUUUCUGGGUUAGCGGAGUCUGUAACCUGAAGCGUAUGUAACCUGAAGCAUAUGUAAACCGAGGUACUACUGUACUGCUUCCAAGAUCUCUGGAACCUCCUGGAUAAGGCUCAACUAACCUUGGUUCUGAGCUGUAUAAGGCCUUAUAUUCUAGUACCAACACCUUGAGCAUGGCCUGGUAACAGACUGGCAGGCAGCCAGAGCAAAUCCUGCAAGCAAAGUGUCCUAUGCCGGCAGGAGUUUGCCACCACAAACAGCCUAUCUGUCACAUUCUGCACUAGCUGCAGCCCCUGGACCAACCAAGAGUAGCCCCGACAUAGAGGGCAUCACAGUAUUCCAACCAGUGCACAGCUGGCAGUAGAGAGCUGCCAGAAGUAGGGAUAAUGGGGAGUUGUAUAGAGCAGGGUUUCCCAAACUCGGGUCUCCAGCUGUUUUUGGACUACAACUCCCAUCAUCCCUAGCUGGCAGGACCAGUGGUCAGGGAUGAUGGCAAUUAUAGUCCAAAAACAGCUGGAGACCCAAGUUUGGGAAACCCUGGUUUAGAGCAUCAUUAGGGCUGCGUUGACCAAGUCCGAUAAAGUGUGGAAGCCGUGAUCCUCUGGAUCAGCCUUUCUCAACCAGUGGGUCCCCAGAUGUUGUUGAACUACAACUCCCAUCACCCCUAGCUAGCAUGUCCAGAGCUCAGGAAUGAUGGGAGUUGUAGUCCAACAACAUCUGGGGACCCACAGGUUGAGAACCGCUGCUCUGGAUGUUGCUGGGCUCUCAUCUCCCAUCAUCCCCUGCCAUUAGCCAUGGGCAGAGGCUGCCUUGCUUUAAAGGAUUGUAUGCAAGCUGCUCUGGGAACCUUUUUGGCUGACGCGUGGUGUAAAAAUGCUCUAAUAGAGGGCAGCUCCCUGUUCAUUUGGAGUCACUCCCAUAAUGGGGAUAAAACCUAUUCCUCACCCUAGAGAGGGGGGACAGUUAGUCUCCACUGAGAAAGAGAAACCGUAAGGGGGUUGCAAGAGGUUGUGAUCACCAGCAACACUCAGAUGCAGAUCUCUCCCCAACAUAUACACGGCUAUAUUCCCUAAUAGCUGGUGUUCCUGACACUGACGGUAGCCACUGAAGCUCGCCUUUCCUUCUCUGGCAUCUCGCUUCUGUCUACUGAGAGCCGUCGGCAUCGAGCAAAAUAGCAGACUGGCUUGCUGGGCUGGGGAGGAGGAAGAGUGGACAGCUGAGGCCCCUGAUGGCUACAGCUGUUGCCGCAGUUGCCAGAGAGCCCCAACCUCAAGACAGUGGCAUAUCUGUGAUGCGCUUGGGUUUGGCCAUGCCUCGCUGCAGAGCAGAAUCGAUCCACAAACGCGGCCGUUUGGAUAGAGCAUUUAUGUACUUUAGGAUGAAAUGGUUCAAAGCGAAUCACCGGCCAGUUGCUGUGCGCCCCUGGCAGAAACCAGCCAUGGCUGGAACCCAGUUUUUCAAAUUUAACUAGAAGAUGUUCAACAUGUAUUUUGUCAGGGAUGUCACGCAAGCUUAUUGGGCAGUGCUUUUGAGGAUCCCUCCAGUCCCCUUUCUUAUGUGUCGGAACUGCAAUAACUCAAAGGCAAAGAGUUAAUUGUUGCCAAUCGGCUCCUGCCAUGAUGGAUACGUGCAAAAACUUUCCAGCGGCAACAUAUCCCCAUACCAGGGCUUUGCCUAGGGACGGUUUUGCAAUGAGACUUCUUGUUUCUGCUUCCGUAUCAGGGAAGGCAAAUAGGUAACUCCAUCAGAGUUGAGUUUAUCCAUUGUUUCCUACUGCUUGUCCCUGUGUUUUGUGUUUAUAUUGUAAUGGCCAUUGGCCACAAACAAUAAUUGAACUUCAACACUGCCCUCCACAAGGCAGGGGGUCUGGAGGGUGGGCAGGAUUGCUUUGACUACGGGCACCGAGGGCAGCUGCACAGGAAAGCUUCCUUGUACAGUGGUACCUCGGGUUAAGUACUUAAUUCAUUUCGGAGGUCCGUGCUUAACCUGAAACUGUUCUUAACCUGUGAAGCACCACUUUAGCUAAUGGGGCCUCCUGCUGCCACCGCGCCUCCGGAGCGCAAUUUCUGUUCUCAUCCUGAAGCAAAGUUCUUAACCCGAGGUACUAUUUCUGGGUUAGUGGAGUCUGUAACCUGAAGCGUAUGUAACCCGAGGUACCACUGUAUUGAGUCAGACUUUUGGCCUGGUACUUAGUUCAGUACUGCUCACUACUCACUAGUGACUGGUCCCUUCUGCAUGCCAAGCAGGUGCUCUUGUCACCCAGCUAUUUCCUUUUCCAUGGAAACAGAAAGCCCAACUGAACUGCUCUCCUUCACUGGAGGUUUUUAAACAGAGGCUGGAUGGUCAUCUGUCAGGGAUUCUUCAGCUGUGAUUCCUGCAUUGCAGGGGGUUGGUUUGGAUGACCCCUGGAGUCCCUUCCCGUUCUACAGCCCUAUGAUUGUUUAGGAUUUAUUUCAGAGUGGCAGUGGAGGAUGCAGAGACACAUUAAGUGAAAAGAGCAGUGCUUUUUUUUCUUUAAAAAUGUUUAGGGGUACUCUCAUUUUCCUAUUCAUAUUGAAAUACUGCCCCUCAGUAAGGCCAAACUUAGAUUCACAAAAUGUUUAGGGGUAUGCGUACCCCUGCGUCCCCCCAGGAAAAAAGCACUGGAAAAGGGGGUGCAGCGUUAAGACCAAAGGGGUUCCUCAGUGCUAAAAAUGAGGGGAAUUCUCAUUUCCUAGACCACCUUCUGAUUCAGUUUUUUCCCCCUAGGAAACCCCAUCUCUUCCCCCCGCCCCUUGGUGACCCUUAAUUGGAGAAGCGGGAUGCCAAUCACUUUCUCCCUCUUUCUUCUUCCUCUUCCUGGCAGGUGGCUGUCAAGAACAACAUUGAUGUCUUCUACUUCAGCUGCCUUAUUCCCCUCAACGUGCUUUUCGUCGAGGAUGGCAAAAUGGGUAAGUGGGGCCUCUUCCGUCGCUUGACCUCAGGCGGAGGGGAAAGCGAGAUGUCGAGGAAGGGGGCCAGUCUCUUCUGCUUCCGCCAGAUCCAGAUCCGUCUGGGAACAAGAGUGGCAGAGGGGAGAUGGGACGGGUAAAGAGGAAGGGUGCCCUUCAAGGCCAAAAAGGAUGCGAUCGACGUUUAUUUAUUGACAUUUAUUUAUUGAGCAAUUUUUAGUCUGCUAAGUCUCCCUAAGCGGUUUACGGUAUCCUAAGCAUAUCACAAAGAAAUACAAUGCGAUUUCACGUUUUUUUAAAAAGCAGCACAGGAUACUAUAUCAUCAAAAACACGAGUAUAAACUCAAACGACUAAUGUUUGGAAGACGCACCUCUUUACCUGGCCCCAGUGACACUUGAGAGAUUUAGGACACACCCUGUUCUUGUAACUGUAAUUUGUUUCAAACUGUUCUUAAUAUUUUAUUUUUGAAUUGCUAUAACCCAUUCUGAGACCUUCUAGUGAAGGGGUGGGUAAGAAAUUGAAUCAUCAUCAUUAUCAUUAUUGCUGCUGCUAUUAUUAUUAUUAUUAUUAUUAUUAUUAUUAUUAUUAUUAUCAUCAUUAUCAUUAUCGUUGUCAUCAUCAACAUCUACUAGCAAAAAAUCAGUGCCAGAAAUGCAUUAGCAGCCGGUGGAAGUCAGAGAUAAUAGCUGUAAUAACCUCGUGCCUGGAUUACUGCCGUGCAUCCUAUGUGGGGCAGCCCUUGAAGACUGUUUGGAAUCUGCAGUAGGUGCAGAAUGAUGUCACCUGGUUGCUGAGUUACACACCAUUUCAGCAUCAGAUUAUGCCUCUUCACUGUGAUCUGCAUUGGCUGCCUAGUCAUGUCCAAGUCCGUUUUAAGGCGUUGUCAUUGACUUCCAAAGCCUUAAAUGGCUCAGGGCCUAAACACUUGGCAAAACCCAUGUUCCAGUUAUGGGCAGCUCAGUCAUUGACAUCAUUGGAGGGGAGCCUUCUUGGGGUGCCUCCUGCGAGGUAGGACCUGAGGGUGGUGAUACAGUCAAGGACCUUCUCGGUUGUUGCACCCUCCCUGUGGCACUCUCUGCCACUGGAGGCCUGUCAGUCAUAAUCUUUACUCCAGUUUCAUUGGGUGUAAAAAGGCACACCUCUCAUGCUUUCUUGAGGUUAUUGUCAGUUAGGACUCGGGGGAAAUUUGAUCAUAGAACCAUCUAUAGGAUUGCUGCUGUUUUAGAAAAUGGUUUUAUAGUUUUAAUUUACUCUGUUGGUGUUUGACAGUGUGAUUUGUGAACCAUUAAGGAUUUUUAAAUUAAGAGCGAAAGAAAACAGCAUGACUCUGGAUUGACGUGUGACUUAGUGCCCUGGCGGCAGCUUUCUACAGCAACUGUAGCUUCAGAGCAGUCUUCAGCUGAGAUUCCUGGAUUGCUGGGGGUUGGACUAGAUGACCCUUGGGUCCCUUCCAACUCUAAGAUUCUAUGAUUCAGUGGUAGCCCCACAUUAUGGUAGUCUAGCUUAAGGGUGCUUUUCAUCUGCUCCUUGCAUCUGUCCCUCCGGGUGUUGGGUUUCAGAAACUGCGCUGCCUGAAAUAUGGCCCAAUGACUGAGGGAAAACUAGUCUGGAUGGAGAGAUGUUAGGUGCCUCAAACGACUCUUGUGUUUCUCCUCUCCCACCCACUAACAGAACGCCAAGUUUUCCUCGCGACAUGGAAAGACAUUCCAAAUGAAAACGAGCUCCAGUUCCAGAUUAAAGAGUGCCACCUGAAUGCUGGUGAGUGAUUUUUUUUUAAAAAAAUAAACAGUCCUGCAUGUGGGGAUCUUUGUUAAGUUUUUAUUCAAUGCACUAUAGUACCACUUUAAACAGCCAUGGCUUCCCCCCCCAAAGGAAUCUGGGAGCUGUAGUUUGUUAAGGGUGCAAAGAGUUGUUAGGAGACCCCCAUUCGCCUCCCAGAGCUACAAGGGAUAACUCAGUGGGUCGGGUAUGAGACGCUUAAUCUCACGGUCGUGGGUUCAAGCCCUACAUGGAGCAGAAGAUUCCUGCAUUGCAGGGGGUUGGACUAGAUGACCCUCAUGGUCCCUUCCAACAAUUCUACAGAUUCUCAAGUGUUACCUACGAUUGAAUUUUAUACUACUCUGGGCUUCCCAUGGGAGCAUCCCUUUGGCCACUGUGACAACAGAAUGCUGGACUGGAUGGUCCCUUGGCCUGAUCCAGCAGCCUCUUCUGAUGUUCUUAUGCUUCAUUAAAGGGUUUUUUAAAAAUGGUUUCACAACCUUCGGGUUCUGCUAAGCUGGCUGAUUGUCUCCCUCCUGUGUUGAUGGUGGGGGUUUGACUACAUGCAGAUGGGUUUUUGGAGAAUGGUGAUGGCAGGGAGCCUCCUGUGGCAGGCACAGUCUAUCUAGAACAGUCUCAACCUCUCCCCUGUCUCCCCCUCGAGGAUGCUUCCCAUUGUGGGCUCCUCCACAAGGUGUGCCUCCUUUAGGGAAGGUUCUCCUCAGUCACUCUGGCCUCCCUUAGCCAGUCCCUUUGCCACCGCUGGCAGGUCUUAGGAAGAUGUAUUACAGGGAACCCCACAUUUAUGCGGUGGUUAUGUUCCAAGGCACCACACGUCUAAGGGAGAUUGCGUAUAUCUGAAACACCAUUUUAAAAGACUGCAAAUGCCCUGUUCCAUCCCUUUUUGUGACGUUUUGGGUCACUUCUGGGUUCGACGUGUGUGCGUGGUUGUGCACACAUUGAAUGCACCUGUAUAUCAAGUCCAUCCAUCCAUUGGUCCAUCCAUCUCAGUACUGUCUACACUGGCAGCAGCUCUCCAAAGUUUCAGACACGAGUCUUUCCCCAACCCUAUUUGGAGACGCCCAAGAUUGAACCCGGGACCUUCUGCAUAGAAAGUAUGGCCUGUUCCUUAACCUUGUCCUUAUCCUAAAAAUAAAGCAGGAUUCCAUCCUUCAUGGUUCGGUACAAAGGUCUAGUUUAACUAGGAAUAUAGGAAGCAAUCUUAUACAGAGUCAGACCCUUGGUUCAUUUAGUUCUGUAUUGUCUACACUGACUGGCAGCAGCUUUCCAAGGUUUCAGGUGCGGGUCUCUCCUAACCUACCCAGAGAAGCCACAGAUGGCCUGGAAUUUUCUGCAUGACCUACAUCCCUUCCCUAAUCUGCCUUUUAUGGAGUCUGCACUCAAUUGUCUGCAUUGACUGGCACCUGCUCCCCAGGGCUUCAGGGAAGAGUUAUUCCCAGCCCUACUUGGAUAUGCACCGGGGAAUGAACCACGCGAAGAACACGGCCCUCCGCUGAUCUUUGCCUCUUCCCCUUGUUGGAGAUACUUCCGUCUCCAGCGAGCUCAGCAGCCUGAUCUCAAAGCACAGAGUAAGCGGAGAGGAGGAGCAGGCCGGGAAGCCGUCCUCUGUAAUUGCUACGGGGCAAGGCAUUAGCUUCCGAGAUAGGGGAAGCCAGCCAGAACUGAUAAGAAGAAACCAAAGUCAUGUUUAUCAGGCAUGACCCACUUUUCAGGCUCUCCACAAGCAGAGGGAGACUGGCAGAUUCUCUUGCAUGCUACUGCUUCCCCAGUGACAGCUUCAUCUCAGAGAUGCCUCAUCUCUCUGCCACGGUUUUCUGGGGUGUGGGGGAGAGGCAGGCAGGGUCUCCCUUCUCCCUGAUCUGGGGAGGUGGCUGCGGAGAGCUUUGAAGCACGGAAAGUUUACUGACCAUGUUACCAAAGCAGGAUCAGAGCGGUCCAUGCUCCAAAAGUCGCUGCUCUUUUGCUCAAGUCCCAAGCAAGACAGCUGAAAAGCUCUGUUUGCACCAGGUGAGCAGGCCUUGCCAAACAAGCAAGGCCUGGAGCUUAAAGCUGUUUUCAGGCAGGGCAACCCCAAGCAGAUCUGGUGCAAAAGGAGCUUUUUAAAGCUCGGCUUUGCUAGCUAGGCAAGGCCUGCUUGGUGCUCCAGCUCUGGGAGGCUAGGGAUUCUCGUGUGAGAUUUCUUCCCACUCACCUGCUAGCCACAUGUAAUCCUUGGAACUGAACCCCUGCAUAAUACGAGGGAUUACAGUGUAUGCGGUAUAUAAAUGUGGAUGAGAGUAUACGCAAGUACACAAAAAUCUAUUUAUCUAGCUUUGUAUAUAUGCAUCACACACCCAUGCUAAGAUUUCCAGCUUGGCAAAAUUUGUGCUACAGAUUAUUCCAUUUGCAUUGCUAGGAAGAAAAUUAAGAUCCUGUUAGUUAGCUAGUUUUCUAAAUCGCUUCAGUUGCCUUAUAAUGAAGGCAAAAUGUUCUUUUUCCGUGGAUUGGGGUUUUUCCUCUCUUUCCCAUUCUUGUGCUUCCGUCGACGCCCUCCUCCUGACAGCUGCUGCCUCCCAACCACUUCCCUUGACUUAUUUUUUUUUUUAAUAAAAAAGAGAGAAUAAUAAAGAAUGUUCCAAGGCGCAAUUAUCAUCACGCAGGAGAACAAAAGGCAGCCUGUGGUUUCCGAAGUAGGAAGGUCACACAAUAGCAGGCGCCUGGGAGGGGUCUUGAAGUCAAUGGAUGCUCAACACACACACACACACACCCAUUUCCCUGCCUUUGGAGCUGUUUCGAGCAAUCAAUAGCAAGUUGUUGGUUUUUUCCUUGUUCCUGGGCUGCCCCCUCCCGCCCCAUGCGAGAGCCACCCCCUUCGGCAACGACAAGGUCACCCUCUGCGGAUGACUAAGCUCUUGAAACAUGUCAGCAAAGCCAUACACAUUACAAUUAAGUAAACAGUGGCAGCGCUGCCCUCCUUUGUGCUGCUAUCAGCCGGGGGUUUCGUUUUCCACAUGUCAAAGUAACGUCACUGAGCGGCAACCGGGGCUGGCAAGAGGCUCUAUUUAAAGCCCUGUCGUUGCUUGCGAGAGAGCGGAGGAUGGAAGCAGGCGGGGAGGGGGUUUUCAUUCCCCCCCCCCCCGCAUUGUGUUCUCUUGGAAGCUUCAGAACGCCCUCCUUUGAGAAGGGUAUCAGCACCCGCUCAUGAUCCGGCAAGGGCCAUUCACGGCUCCAUGCCUGGAGGGAGCGCAGAGAGGCACAGUGGGGAGAAGUGGGAGGCCGGUCACCUCCCCUCGAGAAAAAAGGAUCUGGUGGAGUUGAGGAAGAGAAAGGGAGCCAAAAUUAUCAAGGAGCAGCGUAUGGUACCUUUUGGUUUAGAGCAGGGGUGGCCAACUCCCAAGAGAUUGCGAUCUACUCACAGAGUUAAAAACUGGCCGUGAUCUACCCGCUUUUUCGGGGGUUCGGGUCAAAGUUGUUGAGUUUUUUCAGGGAGGAGGUAAAGUGUUGAGCUUUUUCUAGGGGAGCCACAGUUGUUCAGCUUCUUUGGGGGAGCCAGUGAUCUACCACUGAUCUACCACAGACGUCCAGUGAUCCACCGGUAGAUCACAACCUACCUGUUGGACAUGCCUGGUUUAGAGAAAAGGCAAGGAAGAGGUGGCACAAUAGCAGCUUGUAAUGUUAUGCCCAGCAUGGAAAAAGUGGACAGAGAAUAGUCCCCCCCCCCUUCCUAACGCUAGAACUCGGGACAGAGAAAAGAAAGGACUUCUUCACGGAGCGCAGAGUUAAACUCUGGAACUCCUUCCCACAGGAGGCCGUGAUGGCCACCCACUUGGGUGGCUUUAAAAGAGGAUUGGACAGAUUUGUGGAGGAGAAGCAGUCAAGGCUUCCCCCUAAGACUUCUGUGAGCUGUAGUUUUUGUUAAGAGUGCUGAAGGCUGUUAAAAGGUAAAGGGACCCCUGACCAUUAGGUCCAGUCGUGGCUGACUCUGGGGUUGCGGCGCUCAUCUCGCUUUACUGGCCGAGGGAGCCGGCGUACAGCUUCCAGGUCAUGUGGCCAGCAUGACUAAGCCGCUUCUGGCAAACCAGAGCAGCGCACGGAAACGCCUUUUACCUUCCCACCAGAGCAGUACCUAUUUAUCUACUUGCACUUUGACGUGCUUUCGAACUGCUAGGUUGGCAGGAGCAGGGACCGAGCAACAGGAGCUCACCCCGUUGCGGGGAUUCGAACUGCCGACCUUCUGAUCAGCAAGUCCUAGGCUCUGUGGUUUAACCCACAGUGCUACCCGAGUCCCUGCUGAAGGCUGUUAGGAAACCCCUAUUCCCUUUCCAGAGCUACAGUUCCCAGAGUUCCCUGUGGGGAGGUAUUGAUCAUUCAGCCACUUUGAGAAUUGUAGCUCUAGGAGGGGAACAGAGGUCUCCUAACAACCCUCAGCAUCCUUAACAAACUACAGCUCCCAGAAUUCUUCUGGGGAAGACAUGACUGUUUCAAGUUCCAUCGUAGCGCUUUGAAUGUGCCAAGUGAGUAUGGCGCCAGUCACAGAAUAUUAAUUGCAUGUUUGAAAUAGUGGGCUGGACUCCUUUUCUCGAAUUGGUAAGGUAUGGCCUUGUGGUGCCCGUUGCUUUAAGGAAUUGGCUUUCUCGUACGCUGCUUUGACAGGCUCUGUGUCUGGGAAGCGGCUUACAAAUCCAUUAGACAAAUGGACCUUCCUGUUUGCCAGGCCAUGUACUCCCCCCACCCACUCUAGGCCUGCGAAAGAGCCUGAGGGAUCUCUAAUGCUGUUUGCGCAGAUUUGGGCAGCGGAGAAAGGAGCCGGCGUCAGAUCGGCAACUCUUUGGUCCCCUGCCCUGUUUGCCGAGGGCUCAGCACCACUCAGAGCAGGUGCCUGCUUAUGAAGACAGCGGGGCCCCUCUGCCACCGGUCACGUGGGCCCGAGCCGUUUUGCCUUGUGUGUCAGGCACUGCCGGGCAGCGUUGCCUAGCAACGCUUCCUCGUUCCCUCCAAAGCUGACAUCAGCCUUGGCGUGACAGUGCCGGGAAGCGGAGGUUGGGGCGGCGGCGGGAGCUGGCAUUGCUACCUGUGAAUGAAAGGGAAGAACUCCGAAUCUCCCAGCGCACGCCCUUCGUAGUAUUUUUCAAUGGCUACUCGCCGCAAGGGCUAAUGCUCCACAGUCAGAGGCAGGGAUGCUUCUGGAUUCCAGUUGGUGGAAACCGCAGGAGAGAUUCCCUUUGGGGCAUCUGCUUGGCCCCUGUGAGAACAGGAUGCUGGGCUAGAUGGACCAUUGGCCUGAUCCUGCAGGCUGUUCUUCACUCGAGCUGCUGACUCUGCCAGGUGCUGCUGGACAGGAUGUGAAACUGCCCCGCGCAGCUUGCAGGCACUCCCAAUUUUGGAUCACCCUCCCUGGAACCUGCCUAAACAAUAUUUUUCUUUGGCACCCUGGGCAUCAGAAGUGCUGACAUUGGCUUGCGGUUUUCUUCCAGCAUCCAUAGUUUUUAAAAAUAUUUUGUUUUGUCAUGGUUGCUUUGCACCAUUCCGAGAUCCAUCUGUGUGAAAGGGAGCAUAGAAAUCAGUAAAAGAAAUGGAAUGAUAAAUACGGCCGAGGCAAAGCCAGCGUCGCAGGCUCCGAACCAACUGCAGUGUUUUAGGGGACGGGGGGUGGUCGGCUUUUUUCAAACUGCCCUUCUCGGUUUGGCCCAUUUCAGACAGUGGGCAAGUUCAAAUGCAUGUCUUGAUAUUAUUUUUAAAAAAAUAUAUAUUCCCAAAACUAAUCCUUUUUGAGGCCUUUCCGUGCCUCUCACUCACAAUUCUGGUGACCUCAUAAGGUCAGUUGCUAUGAAGGCUGGCAGGCUCAGCCAUUUAAAUGGGUGGAGAUCAGUCAGUGGAAACUUCAGUUGUUCGGCAAAGGAAUUAAGAUGUGAAGCAGCAGGGCAGAGAAGUGACCCUGACCGCCCUACCCGUUUCUUUUUUGAAGCUCCUCUCUUGUUUCUGGUUUGGCCAGGGGAGAAAAAAAUAUCGAACUUUAAAAUGGCUUUUCCUUCCUACUGGAGCAGAGGUGGAUGACCCCCAAGGUCCAGGUUCUCUCAUUUGCAGGCUUCCGGGGGCCACGUGGUGGCAGUGUGCAGGGCCAGAGGGAAAAGUCGGUGGAGCACUGGAAGCGACUCUUACUGUUUUGUAGUAGGCUGUCUUCCAGCCUCUCCAAACUCAGAAGUCUCAGUAGUGUAGUCUGCAUAAGUGUUUGUGUGUGUGUUGGUUGCAAAGUAAGGGGUGUUUUUUUGCAAAAUUGGAAGUGUUUGCCACACCACCAUCCUAUAAACUGAGGAUUCUGGUUUAGAUUUGGGGAGUUGGCUUUUGCAAGGCGCUAGUCCCCUCGCAGGGUAGGAUGAGGUGGGCUCGGCGAGUUUCCCACCCUGCUCCCAAAGCCCCAUGAUUGCAGCCUGCUGUGUCGCCAGCUGUUUUGCAGCUGCAUUUUUAGGUGGGCUGUGCGGGUGUCAUUUCCCUGGAUAAAGUUGUAUGGAGGGAAGGGGGCUUUAGCCCUGGGAAGGGAUAGGCACUUGUGUUGUGUCUCUGUUUCCACAGCAACCAAAGACAGGGAAGCCCAUCAGAUUGUGAACAUGGUGUGUGUGUGUGUGUGUGUGUGUGUGUGUGUGUGUGUGUAUGUGUGUAGAUAGAUGAGUGAGUGAACCUUGUGUGACCCCCUGCAACCAGCCAUUCCAGAGUCUAGCUGGGUGUGAGGCAUUGAUCUGGCCCACCCGGCCGUGCCUUCCACAUUCUGCACCUGGGGAAGCCCAGCUCCCGUGCUGAGAAGGCGUGCAUAGCCAGCAUUUUGUGGGGAGGAUGCUGUGUCGCGAAAUGUGGAGUUUCCUGGCAGUUAAUGAGAGAGUUGCACGUUAAGCAGAGCUCUGGGGAAGUGAGGCUAGUCAACGGUGUGCGGAUGUUUCUCGACGGCACUGCAACUGAACAGCACUCGAAUGUUUCUGGGGGUGAGCUCUCUAUGUCUCUCCUCUGUGCACACCCACUCAUGCACACAUCCGGCCUCUGGAGAGUGUGUCAGGAGCAAUGCACAGAAGAAGAGUCUGCUGGACGAGGUCAGGGGCCAGUCUAGCCCUUGUAUUCACAGUGGCACCCCCACCCUGGUGAAGCACAUUACUGGCUUGGAUCCUUUGUGUGAUCUAAUGAGGUUUUUCUUCCUUGUUUGCCCUUCCGCCCAGACACCGUUUCCAGCAAGCUGCAGAACAACAACGUCUACACCAUCGCCAAGAGGAACGUGGAAGGACAGGACAUGCUGUACCAAUCCCUGAAGCUCACCAAUGGGAUUUGGAUCUUGGCUGAGCUGCGCAUUCAGCCAGGGAACCCCAACUACACGGUAAGACCCCCACUGGCAGGGCUGGCCUGGGAGUAUUGGGGAGAACAUGCAUCAAACGCUGGUGCGGCCUCCAGAGCCUCACUGUCCUCCCUUUCUCAUCUGCCGCCCAAGGCAGCCUAAUGGUGGGACCAGCCCUGUGUCUGGGGGAAGAAAAGGCACGAUAAAUUUCUGCCUUCAGAUUUAUUUGUUCAUUGUAGAAGACCUCAAUGCGGUUUACAAAAAGAAAAAUCGGUAAAAGCAAUUAAAAAGAACAAUUCAGAUCAUUUAAGAAAAUUGAGACCCGUUCUAAACUAAAAAAAAAAUCAACAUUUGGCAUGUCUGGGGAGGCAUUUCUCAACAGAAAUGUUUUCAGCAGGUGCGGAGAAUUGAACAGCGAAGACGCCUGGCUGGUGCCAGUCGGUCAAGAGUUCCAAAGUUUCGGUGCUGCGGUGCCGAAAAUUUCAUUUUGUACAACUGCGGGACGAAUAUGAUGUGCCCCUGUAACAGUGCCAGUUCCGCAGAUAGAAGCUGUCGAGUGGCAAGGCGAUCUUGCAGGCAAACUGGUCCCAAGUUGUUUAGGGUUUUACAUACUGAUAGUAACACCGCCAGCAUGGCCCAGCCGCCAGCAGGUCUUGGGGCAGAAGUGUUAAGGGCUGACAGGGUCUUGCUCGAGUCAGCAAUAAUUUGUAAACCUCAGUUUGGGGAAUGAGGAGGGAGGAAAACGAAGGCCUUUGAAACCUGUCUCAGCAACUUUAUGUGCUCCCCCCCCCGCCACCUCCCAGGUGCCUUCAAAUAAGCCAGCCCCCUUCCCUUCUUCUCAUGCCUCCUUUUCUCCCACAGCUCUCUCUGAAAUGCCGAGCUCCCGAAGUCUCCCAAUACGUCUACCAGGUCUACGACGCCAUUUUGAAAAACUAAGCCCGUCGAAGGCGCCGCCGCUGCUGACGGCCGGCCUCACCGCACAGGGAAAUCGGGACGGGGCUGACUCCAGACACUCUGCCGCCCCCUUUUUGCCGGUGCAGGCCCAGAACCCUCUUGGCGUGGGGGGGAGGGGGAAAAAAAGCUCUGUGUUGUUGUCUAAGAUCUCGGUGCGACGCGCUGAGGCAAAACCAAGGUAGCGAGUAGUGUCCACGUUGCUGGUAACUGUAGGGGGGAUGUCGUCCCAUUUGAUACUUUUAGCAUCUGUGAGGAGUUUGUAACCACUUUUUUGCGCCACCCGUUGUUUUUCUUUUUCUUUUUGUAAUAUAAUUUCAUUUUCCCGCCAGUCCCGUUGCCACGUCUUGUCUCGCUCAUCCGUUCCCCGUGGGGCUUCUCCAUCUCGUGCCAACGCUUUGCGUUUUCUUGAACCACUGUAGGCCUCUAGUUGACACUUCAGAACAUGCAGUCUCAUUUUAAACACUCGAGAGACACACACACGCACACACACCAUCUCUGCCCAGCCUGAGAAAAACAUACACAUCGCACUUUAUUCUUUUACAUUUGUGUACUUAUGAUGAUGAUGAUGACGAUGGUGAUAUUAUUAUUUUUCUGCAAUUAAACCAGCUGUCUCAAGCAGGCGAGGCUGAAGGAAAGGGCAUCUGAAAGAGACCAGCCUUGUAAGAAACAACACUGAGUAUUGGUCAAUUUGGUCUUUAGGAACUGGCACAUCGUCCCCCCUUAAAUUUGAAGUGUGCUCUCUCCCCACCUUGGUUGAAAAUCCUGCCUGCUGCAAACAUGGCAGUCUUUCCUGACCCAUGGAGCUUUUCAGCAUGAGCGUCUUACAGCUGGGAAGAAUGUCUUACAGCUGGGAAGAGACUCCAUUUCUAGGGAACCUCAGGAGUUGUGAAAGGUCAGAGAACCAGCUCCAGUAUGCGCCUGCAUGCAUCUCACAAAAGCUGCUUUCUGGGGCUGCAUUUAAUGCGGCUGCCUUUCCUGAUGGUACGGCGCAUGUAUGGCAUUAUUAAGGAAGUGUGGGGCCCUCUCCACGUAGGGGGCCAAGUCCUUCCUCAAGGCCGAGUAGGGUGCAGUCGAAGAGGCACCCAGUUCAAACUGCUGGCUAGCAUCUGUUAUCGAGGGUGGUGGGGCGUCUGUGGCCCCUCCAGAAAGUGUCGCUGGGUUCCGACUCCUAUCAGCCCUUGCAGGCAGGAUGGCUGAUGGUCAGGGAAGGUGGGAAGCUGGAGUCCAGCAAUAUCCAGGGAGGGAGAGCGCACAUUUUGCCAACCCUAAACUUAAAUGUGCCCCAUUACUGAGGAAAGGUUAAGAUGGUCCUCCCUUUCUUGCCCUCUUUCCUACUGCCACCUCCUCGCUUCACCUUAGGGAGCAGAUCCUCGAUAUCCAAGGGCCCACUGUGCAUGUACAGUUUUUGGAGCAGCGCCUGCAUAAUUCACACCCCCACCCUCCCGUUAGCUUUCGGCAGAAGAUGGAGGCACCUUCCUUCUUCUGCAAGAAGGAGAAGAAGAGAAGAAACAGGAGAAGGAACAAGGGAUGGCAUUAAGCACUGAGGGAAAAGGGGGAAGGGGUUGAUCCAUCUGGCCUCUUGCUGCUUCAUUGGCCCCCGAAUCCAUGACAUGGAUCCAGUCAAAUCCAGUGGAGCUGACAGGAAAGCUUAUUCACCAGAACCGAGCUGGGCAAGGGGGACAGACAAGGCUGUUGGUUGCCAGCACUUAAAAACAAAAAAAGACCCUGUCAGGGGGGACGGGACAUUUAGAGGGCAAAAAAUGUGCCAGGCGACUUCCUUUACUGCCGCUUAGAGCUACACAGGAGCUUAGCUCUCCCUAGCAAGAAUCAUUGACAUGUAAGGAAUCCCAUAAGAAUAAUUUUCACGGUGAUGGCUUCGUGGCUGCUGUCUCCCCGGGAUCUUGUGUUGUGACCCUUUGGGAAGCGUCAGCCAAGGAGCUGGUCUCCUUUCUGAGGCUCUGAAGGCCCCAAGAUGGCUGUCCAACGGGCUCCCUCAAGCAAGCCAUAGGGCAGCAGCCCUACACAGGAGCCCCACCCCAGGGGCUCAGUAACCUCACUUUAGCCACCUUCCUCUGAUUGCCCAAGCUGUGCUAUUGAGCACCAGAGCAUGGAGAGGGGGCUGUAGCCUGUGGUGGACUAUCUCCCUUCAGGCCUUUUCUUGGGGGGAAAAAGGUCAAUGUGGUUGCUGUUUGGGUUGCUGCUGCUGCUGCUUCGCCUGUGUUGAGCUGCUCCAAGAAACAAAAUGGGAUCUCAUAGCAGUUGCGGUUUAGGGCAGGAGAUUUGGGGAGCUUAGCUCAAGCAUCUUAAGGGUUGAGAAGGCCAACAGUGCCUCUGAAAUGUUGUCGUUUGGGGCCAAAAAAUUUGCAGUAGUGAAAGGUCUGAACUUGGAGGCCAAGGAAAACAUUUGGGCCUGAUCCCCUCUUGACUCUCUCUUUUGAGCAUGAGGCUGCAAUUACUCGGCCUUAUUGAGGUGUCCCAAAGGGGCUGCGUGAAGCCCCCUCUGGAUCGAAGUUUGAAGCACCCUGUGGCCCAACUCUCUUUUUUAAAAACAAAGGAGAGAUUGCACACACCAAGUGACUUUUCCUCCCUGCUGUCUUCUUCAGGAGGUCAAGAAUUUAGUGCAUCCCAAAAAACCACUUCCAUAGCAGUUUCAAGAAUGGGGGAUGUGAAAUUCUUGAGGGAGAGAUGGGUAACUUUUGGGUAACUCUUCCGACUCAGUGUUGGGCCACAUUCAGAUUUCAAAAGCGUAUUACGAUGCCAGUUUAAACAGCCGUGGCUUCCCCAAAAGAAUCCUACCGUUUGUUAAGGGUACUGUGAGUUUUUUGGGGGACUCCCCUAUUCCCCUCCCAUAAUUCUGUGUGACGAGACGAUGGACUAUUAAACCACUCCAGGAAUUGUAGUUCUGAGGGGAAUGAGGGAUGGUGUCUCCUAACAACUCUCAGCACCCUCAACAUACUACGGUUCCCAGAAUCCUUUGAGGGAAGCCAUGGCUGCUCAAAGCGGCAUCAAGGUACUUUAAAUGUAUGUUGUGAUUGUGGCCUCAGUGGUGCCCAGCAACACCACGCCCAGGGAAAAUGGAACUGCUGAAGACGGAAACAAAAUGGCGGGUGCAAGCCCGGGACCUUCCAGAAAUGCACCACGCCCCUGUUCUCUCUGUCUCUCUGCUGGGCCUGCUGAUGUGUUUCUUUUUGUCUGCAUGCUGUGAAGUGUGGGGUGGAGGGUACUUUUUGUUUUUGCUCAAAAUUGCUGCAUUCUGAGGCAUUUUACUGCGGGAGGGUGGGAGGUGGAAUGAAGCUUUGCCUUGUAUCAUCAAUAAAUGUCAUUUACACAGAUCUGGCUGCCUGGUGGUGGUGCUUGUUCAGGAGGAGGGUGGGACAAGGCCCUAGACUUGCCAGAGCAGGGGACUGAGGAGCAAAUGCGGCCAGAACCCUGCCUAAUUAGCCCAUGUCUAAUGGCAGUGGCCUGAUUUAAAGACAGGCGUUUCCGCAGUGUGACAUUUCAUGUUUCAAGCAUGAAAAAUUGCCAGCACAGGCUCUACCUGCAUACCGGGGGCGAAAGCAGAAUCAAAAUAUCCCGUUAAUGUCGAAGGUGGAAUUUCCCUUGAACGUCAGGCUAGAAGGGCAACUUGUAUGCAUGUUAUGGGUAGCGUUCUGCGUUGCAAGUUAAACGCCAGCCUGUCCCACCUGCAUGCAUGCCUAUUUGCAGGGGACCAGGCGAGCUGUAAAAUGUGCUGCAAGGUGAUGCCUGAUGUUCAAGAUAUUCUAAUGGAACAUGGUGUGGAUAUUUGCAGUGCAGUUCUCAUCUUUGAAAUGUGGACAUCCAGAUCUGUCCUCACACCCAUUUUGCAGAAUUCCAGUGUUUGCAGAACAGGGAGGGGGGAGAUGUAAAACAGCAAGACAGUUCUCAAAAGUUUAAGCGGGAUCAGAAUUGGUUUACCCCUUGUAGGAAGUAGAGAUGUGAAGGUCAAGAAGAAGAACAAUAGUUUGGAUUUGAUAUCCCACUUUAUCACUACCCUAAGGAGUCUCAAAGUGGCUAACAGUCUCCUUUCCCAUCCUCCCCCACAACAAACACUCUGUGAGGUGAGUGAGGCUGAGAGACUUCAGAGAAGUGUGACUGGCCCAAGGUCACCCAGCAGCUGCAUGUGGAGGAGUGGGGAAGCGAACCCAGUUCACCAGAUUAUGAGUCUACUGCUCUUAACCACUACACCAGAAAAAAAAAAUGGAGGGUGGGUCCCAAUCCCACUGGCUUUCGGUGGUUCUGAGAUCUCUGCUCCCUGCAUUCCUUCCCCCCCCCCCCCGUUCAGGAAUUCUGGGGUUUUUUAGGAGGGUGUCAGAGGAAGAACUUCCUGCCCUCAGUGAGCUGGCAAUUAGCUGCGUGUUGGGCAUGAUUUGGAAGGCGGUUGCACUCAGAUCAGAGACUGGCGCAGGGAAGCAACGGUGAGCCUCCUCUGAAGUCUGGAAAUCCCGCUUUGUUUCUUGUUAGGCAGCGAAUGAAUAACCCGGCCCCACACUGCAAUGACUCCCCCCUCCCA